Spirometra erinaceieuropaei is the source of this 49700-nucleotide messenger RNA. The record is from the annotation of a GenBank genome assembly. Lineage: Eukaryota; Metazoa; Platyhelminthes; Cestoda; Diphyllobothriidea; Diphyllobothriidae.
AUGGCAGCAAGCGAGGCGACAACAAAGGAUGCAGUGCCACCAUCAUCACCUAACAAGCCCUUCUAUCUUCCUGCGGGAAGGUAUGAAUUCAAGGACUCCGGAAUAUAUAUUGGAGAGUGGUUGGAUGAGAAGGCAGUUGGCCUGGGGCUCAUUACGAAGGACAAGUCCCAAGGCGAGUACACGGGAUUAUGGGAGGCUGGGUCGGAGAAAUCGGGAGUCUUCUUGUGGCCAAACGCUCCAGGAGCCAUGUACGAAGGCGAAUGGGCCUCCAAUCGACGCAAUGGUUUCGGCGUCUUCAAUCGAGAGGACUGGGCCAUUAUGGGAAAGUUUGUUGACGACUUCAUCACCAUAGGUGUCAAGGGCAAGGAGAAUACAGCAGCGCGUUUUGAGGGUCGCUUUGAGAACGGAUUGCCUGCUUUCGGUGUGGAGACUUACGGUGACGGAGGUAAGCAAGUCUCUCAACGCUCGCUUUCCUACUCUUUUAACCAGAGCUAUCUGGCAUAAAGUAGCAGUGUGUCCAGAUUCGAGAUACGACCACAGCACUGCAUUGUUCCUGAGGGGAAGUGCGUUUGCACACCAGCCUAGUAAAUAAGAAGUUAAAUUCAUAUGGCGAGGAUUGUGUAAAUGCUGUAAAAAGUAGUAUAUUCCAGGGGAAUUUAACAGAUGAUAACUGCCGGCUACAAGUGCAGAUAUGGGCAACCGGUCAAAAUCCCUUCUUUUGAGUUUUUCAACUACAGACUGUGUCAACGACCGGGUGAGGGAACCCAAGCACACACGACCAGCCAAAGGUGCCUGUCUUACGGGAAAGGUAGAAAUAGGGAUUUUACGGGUAGGACCUAUGUACGCAUAGAAGAAUGGCAGAAUGGGAGGGUUUUAUUGCAUUGACAUAUAGCAAUCGAAAUUAAUCAGGACAAUUAAAAAAUGAACGUUAAGUGUCUACAAUGAUCGCUGCUCCACUCUCUAAUUUAGGGUGAUUGUAGAUAAUGCACCAGAGAGUCUACAACAGAUGACCCAUAUUUGGACGACGAAGCAUCAAAACGGAAUAAUCGUGUAGGAUUAAAACUCACUUAAAAGUACAGUACGUAUUCCUUGUUUGCCACAAAUUGCUUGGGGUACUUCCCCGAUCCUUGCCCAGACUGUAUUUGCUUGUCUAAAGUGCAAUUGCCUUUGUAACUAUUCUGCACGUCUACGGGCCAAAAAGGGCAUUACUGCAAGAGCGUGAAUCCGCGGCUCUCGGUAAAUUCUUCAAAUUAUGGUAAUGUAAAAGAUCAUGAAAAUAAUCUUCAAAUAGUCUGCUGUUAAAUUUUGGGCUAGAUCGCAUUUGGUAGCCUGGAAUGGGAAGCGGACGACGACUCUUAUCCUAAUCCCAACCUUAACCCUAACCUUAACCUCAACCCCAAGUGAAUAUGAAGGACUUCGCCUCGCGUAGUGCUGUAUUCGCCAAUCACUGUUCAGUUUUAGACUGACUGGCUGAGGCAUGAGUGGAAGCAAAUUAUGAUCAGCAGAAAAGACACGAUUUUAAAACGUUAUGCUUACUUCGAUUACGGUUUACGAGGGGGUACAAUGACAAUUACGAAAUGCGGCCGAUUCUCAUUAAAUAUAUCUUUUAUGCCUCAAAUUAUAAGACGUCUCGUGUACACAUGAAACUAACCAUAAAGCAAAACACAAAGUACUAUAGAACAACUUUCAUUGGCGUGUGAGAUUGAAAUACUGGCAGAAUGAGCUUGCAGAAGUGAUCCGCAUAUACUGUGCUCUAGUGAAAACCCACAUGGCUGUAAGUACGCUGGCUCCAAACGGGAGGCUCUUUAGCCCUUUCCGUUAACCUUGGCGAGAAAAACUACUAUUGCUUUAUAAGUAGACAUAGGUAGUGAAAUAAAAGGCAUUUAAAACGUUAUUUAAAGGUUGGGUUAAACAAGCAAUGGAGUUAAAUUUGGCGGCGACCUACUAACUCCAGUAUACUAUUGUAUGAUACGACCAAUACCGGCGAUAGACACUAACGUAACUUGAAUUAUCUCGACGAUUAAUAAUAAUCCAUCAUUAUUUGUCGCGUUACCGCAUAAUAGCAUUGAUAAUUCGCCGGUCUUCCGUACGAUACAUGUGACUGGCACAAUGUCAACUUCGUGAAUAUAGCCCUGCACAAAGAGAAUAAAGCAUUCACUGAUUAUCAUUAAAUUAAGAAAAGGUGUUAGCGUUGAUACCAAUUUUCCCAGAACUCGUCCGAAUAGGUAAUGAAUAAGACUAUCUGCCGCAUACGGCAGUUCUCAACUUAACUUCCUUAAACGUCCCCGUCGAGAUGAGACGUUUCAAUUACUUUAAUAUUCGAAAACAACAGCACUCCUACAAUACCUGAAGCAGAGAUAAUACUGUUCAGUUUACCGAAUCGGCCGUAUUGCCCACCCUCUAUUUACAAAUUCUGCACAAAUUAGUCUGUCUAAAUCAGGUCAGCACAGCCUAAGUCCGUCAUGGAAUUCACGGCACGCAAACGCCGAUGACAAUUAAAAGAGUAAAAUGCAUGGUCAGUUGGAGUGAAACUGGUUCAUAUCGAUUUUCCAACACCCACGUAGCAGCCAGCAUUCUGCGGAUACAUGGCCGGUCUACAUUGCUAGGUUCUUUGGCUAUAACUUGCAUGGGGAAGACGAUGCUCGAUUUAUGCAACAAAAAUGUCCAAGUUAUGGGCCAUAAGCAAAAUGACCGUGGACGCUUAUUUUAUCUCGUUCCUUAAUCAUCUCUGAUGCAGGCUGACCUAGGAAUAUGUCAGUUAUUUUUUGUAUAGAAUGCAUGAUUGACUGCUAUUUGCAAGUUUAGUUAAGUGCGGGUAGGUUGGACUUUGGGAAUACAUCAUCAAAAUAUAUUACAAUAUUUCGCCAUUUGCAAAAACCCGAAAUUAUUAGGCAUAAAAACAUAAAAACUUAAUUUCGUCUUCAUAGAAUGACGUCAAAUAAAUUAAAAUUUAAGUUCAACGAAUAUUCCCAUGCUACAAUUGAAAAGUUAAUUUGGCAAGCACGUGUUUUCGGUAACUCUUCAUCAGGCCAAAACAGUUACAUAGGAGUUUAAGUCAUGCGAAAUUACCAGGCAUAUAAGUGAUUCAGGGAUUAUUAGCACCCAUCGUUCACUUCUAAACCCUGUAACUUCGCAUAACUUAAACUUCUAUGUCACCGUUUUGGCCUAAUGAAGAGUUACUGGAAACACGUGUUUGCCAAAUUGAUUUUUCAAAUUAAAAUCUGAAAUAUUUGGCGUGCUCAGAUAAGACAUAAUUCUAAAUUGUGAUGCAUUCAGGUAUAUACAUAAAUUAAUACUGUUCUAGUGGACAAUCAUUAAGUGCCUUCUCACUACAAACAGGCUUCAAAUAGGACAAUAAGAAUCACGGGUUGACGAACAAGAUCCUGGUCACAAAAUGACCAAGUGCACAAUAAUAGGAAGAAGACGCUGAGGCAGCAGCCGUUCUCGGCAAACUCUUGCGAUCAGAGACACAAACGCGCCUGCUGACACUAUGCAGACAGUUUACAUAUGAACUCCAAUAGACGGAUCAGGAAAACCAGCAAAGGAUGCCCAUCCAUUCUACCGAUCAGGCAAGGUCUGGAUAGAAUAAUAAGGGUUACAACAAGCUACUAAAAUAUCAGAAGGCGAGGGUUAUGACAGGCCGUUUGAGUGGAUGAAUAGUCAAUAAAUAAGACCAUCUCAGCUCAUCAGGAUUUUGGGGUGUUCUCUAGAGUUCGUUAGUCGGUUAUUCACGCAAGUGGAGAAAGAAGGGGCAGUUAUGUGAGGCGGGAGAGCAUGGAUUUAUCAGAUGUGCCAAAAGGACCGUUUGUCAAGAUUAACAAUAUUUCAAGGCAAUUCUAAGGUAGCGCAUUUUAGCUUACUUCCUGAUAUUCUACAUUUAGACAUAAAUAUAGCCAUAUAUCUCUGUUUGUUUCAAAACUACAGCAAAGAACUCUCCAGUAUAUUAAUUUUAUGCUUCACAUGUGUCAAGCUACCCUAUUUGAUUUGUUACGUUUUGAGUAAGGAAUUUCCUUCAGCCUCGUUUCGGCAGAAGCGAUUCCUCACUUUUAUCAGUAAAUCCAAUAAGCGUUCUUAAAAACCGUUCAGUUUUACUGGAUCGUGCAAACGCCAGGAGCGUAAGUUACUUCAUCCGUCGACCGCUACACAACUGCUAGGUGCAUAUGCGUUAUUUUAAUGAACAACAUGGCCAAAACAGUCCUUUAUAAAUAAUGAAGCCUUGAUAAUCCAAAAAGCCACGCAUUAAGCCGUCAAUUUUCGAUAUAACCGCGAGGGUGGAAAAUAACUCAAUUUCUCUAUAUUACAUUUUAGGCCUGGUCUAAUACGGGAUACAGCGUAGGGCAAGGCGCUAUUCGCACCGACAAAAUUACUGGUGUUACAGAAUUCACAGAAAUAAAUGAACUAUUGGGGGGUUUUCGUUAGGCAUGUUUGCAUACAGAAAAUACUACUCUAGGGUUUUUAUAAUACUCUUUGGCGAAGAAGAUUUUUUGAGUUAAUUCACUCGGGAUGACAAGAUGGUUUUCAGCUGAGUGUUUUCCAGCUUAAUGUACAAUGCGUGACCGAUCUCACGGAAUGUUGUCUGAAAUUCUGAAAUGUGUUUUCGAUUAUGAAGUAUUACUUAAGUGGGGUUGUAACAUUGAUUCUCGGGCGGCAUAAUCCUGUGGUAUUUCUGAUUGGGUAGAAUGUCGGUUUUCGAAUGCACUUCGGUCGAAAAACGGUCAAAGAGAAGGUUAGGUAGGGAUCACGCACAAACAUGCAACCGCUUCACAUGCCCGCCUUGUGUGUCCCUACGACAAAGUUGGCUAGUUUGUUAGAAAUGAUGUCGUCUACAAAAUUCUCCAUGCAUGCCAUUUUUGAUGUAGAUUGCUUUAACCGAACUCAGAACUUUGCCUCCCCAUAUAUAUACAUAUAUAGGCAGAAUGGUAUUACCGACAAAGAUAAGGAAGACUGGAAUGGCCAUUUCUGGCUUAUUAGCCGUCGUCAGCCAGCCAUACCCAAGCCCGAAGUGUGGAACACCCGAGCCUCGAACUCGCGACCUGUUGGUUUAGAAGUCAACGCCUCUACUCACCGGGCCACGAGCCCGUUGCCUUGUCGGUUUUCGAUCGGGUGUUCCACACUUCGGGCUUGGGUAUGGCUGGCUGACGACGGCUAAUAAGCCAGAAAUGGCCAUUCCAGUCUCCCUUGUCUUUUUCGGUAAUACCAUUCUGCCUAUCUAUCAUGCGCCGCUGUGCGACUGCUGGUUGGGCUCGAGAGAGAGCCCUUAAGGCACAACGGAACGAGUGAAUUCCGUAUGAACGAUCGGUGAGCGCCCCCUAACAACAUAUACAUAUAUAAACAUCAGCUGAGAGUGGGAAGGUGUGACCAUCUACUUCAGAUGAACGUGUUCACACUGGAUAUUGGGAACACAUUUGCCUGGGGCUCACAUCGUUGCCGCCUGCCCAAAAUGGCAGGCUGCAAACUCGUGAGUUCAAUGCACUCAGAUAAAACACAUAAUUUGGAAUAUUGAUUUGUCCAUUGCGAGAAAAAGUGAUCAAAAUCAAGCCUGGCCCUGCUGCGACACUAUAGAUAUGCAUGGGGAGAAUGGCGUUUACCGAUCGAGUUAUGAGACUGCCUGUCCCUUGUGUCUUGGGGCUCAAUCUACAGUCCCUGCAGGCAGUCGCAUAGCAAGGAGCAAUACAUGCAGGAAGAAGUACCGACAAAGACAUGUAAAUCUGGGAUGGCUAUCUUUGGCUUAUAAGAUGUUGUCGGCCAAUUAUCAAUGACCCUGUGUUCGAAUGUCAGGCUAUUUCAACCUAGGGUUAGAUAUGACUGACUGAGAACAGCUAAUGGAUCAAAAAUAACCGCUUUGGUUUACCUUGUUUCUGUCGGUACUUCUUCCGGCAAGUACACGUACAGAGAAACUUGCGUUUCCACAUAUUUCUAAUGUUGGUUAAUUCCCUAAUACUUCUCUUUUAAGAAAAUAACUACGUAUUUAUUUGCAUAUUUCUCUGUCAUUUCUAACGCUCAGGAAAUUGGAUGAGAUUGGGGGCGAUAUACAAACCUUGUUACUAACACAAAUAAAGCUAUAGAUGAGAAUUUACACUAUAGUUCAUGUGAGAAGUUUCUGAAAAGCCCCAACUAGAGUUUAGAAACCGAGUAUUAUGCUCCCAUCAGCUGGUGUAUGUCAACAAAAUUUAUAUUCGCAACAUGUUCAUGGGUAAUUUAUUUGUUGUGUUUCCCUUCCAGAAAUCAAAAAACAGCGGUAACCAAAUGAGGAGACUCCAGAAAAGUGCUUAACACUAAGACACUUAUUAUAUAUUAUAUUGUUAACGCAGGUGGCCAAAAUAUUUCAACCCAGUCCCAACAUUUUUUCUAGCACGAACUUUAUGGCUAUUAUUUUCUAUAAAUUUAAGCCAUGUGUCGAUUCGAAGAUUUAAGGCUCAGAUAGUGUGUCGAUAGUCUCAACGUCAACUUUAUUACUGACCAGCUCACAUCAAAACCAAGUAGGAGACGGCAAAGCGUCUAAUCUAAAAUUUGACCUACACGACCGACUCCUGUCGGUUUCUCUCCCAUUGACUCCAGUUGUGAAAAAAUCCGUCCUUAGUCACCCUUCGGAACUGGUCUACUUAGUUACCGUCUUAGGUCGUCCUUCAAGUAGUCUGAACUUAGUAGACUUGGGGUCUCAACUGCGUCUUUGCUAUUUUUUCCUAAACUUUGACUUUUGGUUGACCACCCAUGCACGACACACCUGACAAAAAGCGUUUCUGCUGCCAACUUUGAGACAGGCGUCUUGUAAAAAGAGCUCCCCAAAAACUACAUCAAAUUGGCACGUAUACUAACUAGGACUAGAAACAUUCUGCUGUGGUUAUGCUUGGAAAUCGACCAAAUAUGGAACUAUAUGAGUUGCUUAGCCCGAUAACGACCUCUUCCUUAACAAUGAUUCAGAAAUUUCAUUUUCUCAUUAAGUCAUCGUAAAACUGUUCACGACUGAUUUAAUGACUAUUAAAAAACGGAAACUUUUCUGCACACUAACAGCCUGGGAUAACUGAGUUCAAAGUCCUCUGGCAUGGAAUAGGACUAUGGGCAGCGGUCAAAAAUUGUUUUCCGUAAAACUUUCUUACCCAUCGAAAAUGGUGCUAAUUCUGAAUUUAUUUUCCAGAGCUCAGAAAUCGUAGUGGGAUCCUGACUUAUCCCUUCUGGGCAAGUUUCGUUGAUUUUGACUAAAAUAUCCAAUAAAAUUUCUCAAUAAGGCAAAAAGGUGUUAACAAAAGAAUUGAAAAUAUGCAACUUGUCUUAAUUAGUUUUCACCUGUUCAUCUGAGCGCUGACGUAACGAAUAUUGGCUGCACUGGAAAAUGCCCAGCGAUGUGAAUUUUAUUUCCUUUAAUAUUAAUGCAGAGAAGCUCAAGUGUGAAAGGGAGACUUACGACUUUAGUUACGUUUCCUUUAUUCAUUUCAGUGUCGUCUAGGUAAUGGGAGCUUAGGCGCGCAUGACAUUCUUACUUUUAAUCUGCAUGCUGGGCAGGGCAAUUAAACUAUCCUUCUUAUUCUACCUUUGGGUUUGUUUUUGCAUUCAUCAAGAAAUUGUGAUAUUUUUAGUACGAAAAGAAGGUUAAAUACCAACCAAAAAUUUACAAAAAAUGCGUUUGUCAAAUGCCACGUUAUUUAUUAUAACGUUAAAGAAAUCAUGAGUUGACCGUGAGAGUGUUUUUGAAGCAGAGCGAAUUUCCGUUUCAAAGAUGUGCAUUACAUUUAAUGGCAACUCAUUACCAACAGCUAGAAAUGAAUAAAAUGACCUCUAUCGACAACAAUAAGGAGCACAUGUCCGAAAACGUUUUAACUGUCGGUACACAAUAGGAUGGAGGGCGACCCUUACGCAAUAUAUUCUGCUGAAAACUUGUCUUAAGAAGAAAAUUAGCGUUAGCGGACGAGGUUAACUGCUCUGAAGCAUGCGAAAAGUUAGCGUUGUACAGAAGCCCACUAUGUUUCGACAUCUCAGACAAACUACGAGACCAUAGUUGAGGGCCGGUUCCCAACUCAUCAACCAGUUAAAUAGUCCAUCACUGAAAAUUCGCGGGCUUCGGAAGUUGCUAACCGGAUAGCCCUUUUGUCGACAAAUCAUCAGUUUCAUGACUCAAAACUCGAUUUACAGACUUAAAUUGACACGAUUUGGCUCCUACUGACAUUUGGUUAUUCGCAGAUAUAUCAAACGCAGGAGAUGAUAACUAACAAGUUUUGACAGAUAGGUUUGGCAGACAGACUGCUAAGGGAAAGUCAUGACAAUGAUAUGCACUUUAACCCAUAAAAUAAAAUACAAACAUGAAAUGUACCAUGAAAUGAGAAAUAUAAGUCAGGUAAAGAUUAAAUGUUGAUUAUCGAUAGGCAUAGCCAUAAAUUCCCUCAUUGAUAAUAUCAUUUUGGUCUACUACGAUGAUCCGUUUCCAGCUUUUCAGUAAAAAUCCAGGAAGAUUCAAUAAAUUAAUUACAAAUAUUCAUGUAAAGUAAACCAUGCUCGCUUAAAAUGAUUUGCAAAACUCUUCCGUUGGACUCUUAUUUUGUACGGAUUAAUGCCCUCAACAAAUUUGGAUCUUGAGUUUAUAAAUUAUCUUUGCAUGCAAAACGUGUCAUUACUAUGACCUCAUACCCACAAGACGACUAAGGAUGCUUGCAAUCUAUGCAGUGCGAUCCGACUCGAUUGCUGCAGUUAAUUAUUUUCAGAAGACUCAUAUACGGAAACAUAAAGGAAGCUUUGAAUUGUAUUGUAUGGGAGAUUAACUGCAAGCAAUAGAAACAGGCGAUCGCGCAUGUUACUUUCCAGAGCGUAAAGGACUUAAUAAACUGUGGAAUUGUAGGGGCACGCCCACCGAUCGCGUUAGGGGAUAAACUCGUCCCGUUGUUUCCCGCCGCUCAUUCUCGAGUCCCGUCAACAACCGCAUGGCGGCUAGUAGUAUAGGCAAAAUAACGUUCCUAACAAAGACAUGGGGGAAUCGGACUGAACACAUCUGGCAUAUUGGCCGUCAUUAGCCGGCAAACCCUGAGGCUCGAUCUCGCGACCUGUCUGUUAGAAGACCAACUCCCUGACUAUUGAACCGCAGGCUCGCAGUCCUGUCGGUUUGCGAUCCGGCACGUACAAUGGUGGAGGGAUGCCUACUGAUCGCGUUACGAGGCACGCUUGUCUUUGUCGUAAUGUUAUUCUGCCCACAUUGCUAGCCGUUAGGCGCCCGCUGGCGACGUUCGGGAGUGGGCCCCAAGGAAUAAGGAGGGACGAGUGCGUCCCGUAACGCGAUUGACGAGAGUCCCUCUACCAGUGUCUAUACCCAAUUUCAACCGACAGAACAGUAAGCCCGUUGGCUAGUGCGCCGGACUUCUAACCAACAAGUCACGGGGUGGAGCCUAAGGGAUUAGAUACGCCUGGAUGAUGACGGUUAAUAGGCCAAAAAUGACCAGUCCGAUCUCCCUUGUCCUUGUCGGUCGUGUUGUUUUUGCCUAAACUGUUGAAAUCCGAACUAUCCUCCGUAUUCAAAUAACAACCGAAUGAAGAACUGAAAUUUUAUUCCCAAAUUACAGUAAAUAUGACAGGAGAUAUAUCAGCGUUGAAACCAAAUAGCAAAGCAUGGACUGUUCGUGUAAUUUAGUUCAUUGUGAUGGACGCACUUGACUGAAAGUCUCGUCGCCUCAUGUUAGACGUAGAAAUAGCCCUGAGCGUUCUUUGUGAGCCCAUCAGUCUUCAGUCCCUUUAGGUAAUAGUCUGCAACUGAAGGUAGCAUUAUUUAGCAUUUUCAUUGAUUUUUUAGGUAUUUCAAGGUCUACUAUAUAGAUGCGUAAGAGAUUUUGCCUUAUAAUCAUACCGUAGAAACUACAAUUUAAUCAGUGAAUGAAGUAGGAUGAAAGGUGACCAGUCGUGAAUAAGUGGCCUCGAUUGUCAUUCAAGUCGCUCAUAUGCAGGACGUCGCGGAUAUUUUUCCAAACGUAUUUUUUCAUAUAUUUUUCGAAACUGAAUACCUAACUGGGAAGACCUUGGUGACCAUGGUAAGAAGGGCAUGAUUGGGGUAAAAUCGACGCUCUAACCAGCUGACUUAAGAGAUUCCUAUUGAGAUCCUUAAGUUCUGUUUGUUCGGACUAAUCUACCGUAACACAUCGAAGUCACUAAUUUUAAAAAAAUAGACUGACUACCUGAACAACUGACUCAGUAUCCGCCAGAUGGUUUCCAAAAAUUAUAAUUAGCAGGUCUUUGGCCGAUUUAAGCAAUCUAAAUGAAUACGCAUACGCGGUUGUACACAAAUCUCGACUUUUCUCUCGCCCGGGCUGGGAUUUCUGGCUAAGCAGAAUCAGCGACCGUUGCACAUAUCACUACCGGUGCGUGUUUCAGAAGCAGAAGAGGGCUGUCAGCAGGCGGUUGGAGUUCAUAAUGAAAAACAUAAAGCAUGGCAGGAUACGAUGGCCGGGUAUCCAUACUACAGGCAAUAGUUGCAAUGACAGCUUGGACUACUGCACAAAGCUAUAGGAAGAAACGCCUUUACCGAAUUACGGGAUCCGAGAUCCGUCUCACCAUCAUCAUAGCUGUUAGAUCAGCGGUCUAGGCGUCGCGUUGAUAAAAAUCGAUGUUUUAUUCUUGCCAUUUGCUGACGAAUUAGUCAUAGCAAAGAAACAUUUCGUGCGCUCUUUGGAGGAUCAACACGAACGUUAAGAUGUGUUUUGACUCCGGCUUGUUUUCUCAGUCAUGGUCCGUGCAUGCAGGGGACGGUAGUUACACCCCACUUUAUUCUAGUUGAGAGAAGUGUUAUGCCACUUUUUCAAAUUUUCUCAAUGAUAUAGCUGCAGCUCAGGAAAGAAAAACUUCAUACCUAAGUCGCAGACAUUUUAGUCCACUCAAUAGUGACGCAUGCGAAAAGGACCUGGUAUAAACUGGUGUUUUUCCUGUCAGAACAAAACAGUCGGAUACUAUUGAUAGAUCGCUGCCAAACAAUAAAAAACGAAUAUUAUUGAACCAUACCAAUUGAGAAAAGGGGACGAAGUUCUCUAUUCGUAGUUUGUGCAUGCGCUUUUCGCCUUUCCCCACCAUCACUAAUUUGGGAAUCAUUGCAGGCUGACACGCUGCCUUCUAUGAUCUGACGUCGAUAGGUACCGUCCUCCAGACAAGCGCAGUAUUAAGGACUCAGAGUCAGACUAGGAAUGUCCUUCAUUGCGGAUAUGAUAACUGGACUAGUGAAGCCCACUUCAGUCGGUAUGGGGACCAGCACAUAUUUGGCACGCUAGAGGGGAAGGUGAAUGACUGAGCAGUCACGGUAUCGACGCUUAAUCUUUGGUCCUCUUGGCACUGAAACAUUAACACUAAGGGAGAGAUGGUGGGUGUGAUGCCUUUGAAAUUAUUCAUUACUAAAAGUGCGCGUCCUUUGGCCCGUAUGGUCGCCUCCCCGCCACCAACGAACUUAUGGCUGUGAUUGAGGAUAAGUACGGUAAUGCGUGAGCAAUGCUGUAGACGUGUUUCUGGUCGUUUUUGAGUCAUACCACAACAGUCGGCUGAAGGCCUCGUCUUAAAUGCAUGCAUAUCGUAUGGCCCCGUAUCCAUAUAAAUUGAUGCCAUCAUCUACUAGUCAAGCACUUUUGCCAGUGAUAAAGUUCAAGUUCGUGAGGAAAAAUAAAAGGCUACCGUAUUAUUGAUUUUCGGCAGCGACCUACUCCUGCUCCCAAGUAGUAUGUCAUGUAAUUUCAAGACCGCAAUCAUGACGUUUUCUUCUUAUUACACAUAUUUUAACUACAGAUCAGGCUAUAUGCCAUUAUGUUCAUCUUGAACCGAGGCGGCCUUGAGCAUUUGCCUCAUCUGGCAUCUUCUAAUUUAGACCCUGUACUGGCGGCAGACACGUGGUCAAGAGGGCUCUUUUGAACCUGCUAGAUAUUGCUCGUCUAAGGUAAUCGCAUCCUUGGGUUGGCACUGAAAAAACGCGUGUUUUGGGAAGUUGAGCGUGAUGGUCCAGAUGAUUGCCUACAAGGUAUUGUAACGGUCCUGGUCCCGUGGACGACCUACUGAAGGUGGUGUUAUGGUUAUUUUGGACCAGGCAAUUAACUGAUGGAGUUGGGCACUCAACCAAAAUGCAAUAGCAUCUGCUACUGAAAUUAGAAUAGCAAGAGUUAGCGUUUUCUCGUUAUUCCAGAGGCAAGGGUAUUAGUACGCGAAGCAUACAGAAGUUAUGAGAGCUAAGUCAGCCAUUUCAAGGCUGGCACCAGCGAGAUUUCCUGCCAUGUUAGCAGCUUCCUCCAAUCAUAUCAUCAGUCGUUUUGAUCUAGUAUUUUCACUGGCAUGGGAUGAUGGUAGGAAUAGUGAUUUCCAUGUCGCUUGUGUCCAUCUUGAUACCAUCCAAUUAAUUCCGAAGCUAUAAAUGUUUUUUAGUUUCUGGUGGUCUCCGUCACAUUUUCCGGACUCCAGCACGCAUAACAGGUAAAUUAAGAUACGUGGGUACUGAAUUUUUUCGAAAUCGUGGCUCUCGGGUAUUCAGUUUUUCUCAGCUGAUGAAGCCCAGAUGUAUCUUUUACAAAUGUUUGCAUCAGAAACUCUGCCGAGUUGUAAUGGGUAAUGUUCUACGUUAAAACCUUCUCCUCCAUCACAGGCAUAUAUGCGGGAGAGUAUAAAAACGGCAUCCGGGAGGGCCUGGGUGUGCGAAAAUCUAUCCCUUACGGUGAGGUCCUUAGUUACUAUCCCGAGGCCCAAUCGGCUGCUAAUUCUUCAAAGCUCGAUGAACUUAAAAAACGCGGCAAGCUUCCUUCUAAGUCGCCAGAACUACGUCAUCGAGUCAGUUGUGUCAGCGACCGGUCUGGUGACGUGCCUUGCGACACCGAUCUCGACGAUGAUCCGAAUGAGAUUGACCCCGACGAAAGUGAUCCAGCUGCCGUCGUUAAGGUAGACGCUGAGCCCUACACUGCACCCUCUUCACGCUACAACGGCGGACUUCGGCGGGACCGUGAACAUGAAAUCCGUCUUUUGGCCACACGAUUCAAGUGCGGCUUCGUACUCACCUCCCGUCGUUCGGACCUCUUUAUCCGACGGAUACGGAAGUUGCAGUCGCCGAGGCGGAACCCUUUUGGCUGCCGGCCUGCCAGAGCAUCCAGUUCACGACGCACACGCACACAGUCCCUUUCGGAUCUGUUCCAACCGGAUGAGGGACUGCCCUCGCAGUGCUCCGGAUUUACUGGAAGCUGCAUGAAACAACUUCGCAGUUCAACCAUCUCUGUCCACAGUUCCCCACGUUCCCGGCAUAAAAAUCAGAUCGCCUCCGGUGAUAUGGUAAGCCAAUAGAGCCUUUUUGGGAACUGAGCAUUCCUCGCGCUUAGUGUAUUUUGUUCUGCUUAGAUUAAAAUCCUCUCCACCAAAUUUUUGUAAAAGUCCUAUUAUUUUAAAGAAUUAAUGUGGUUUGAUCCAAACGACUCUUUUAACUUAUACGUUAUAAAUGGCCAAACGGGUGGAUAUGUGAAAACUUGCAAAAGCUAAAGAAAAUUCCCACCCUUCGAGUAUUGUGUUAUUAUUUUUUUUCUAACAUUACCUUGAAGAAAUAAGCUAAACGAUCUGCUAUUCGAACUGCAAGGCCCCAGAAGACGACGCGAAGUUGAUCGCAUUUGAGUCAAGUUUGCCCGACCAACUUACUGCAACUUCUGGCGCCACGAAAUCUGAUACGGUAAGCUGGUUGCCCGCGCAGAAUUUUCUAAGUAAUACAUCUAGAGUCCACCAGAUUACUACCAGGCUCGCGUUAUUCAUAGGUGUUACGGCAGAUUUCAGAUAGUUUACUUUGACCAGACGUUGCAGUUAAUUGGGUGGUUAAAGUCGAUCCAAAUUCGAUUAGACUCGCGUCGUCUGGUGGGGCCUCGUAGCUCAGAUGGUUAGAGCGUUGGCUGUACUAAAGCCUCUGCUUGCUAUUGUGGUUUCGAAUCCCAUCGAGUUUUCACAGUUGGGUCAAAGUGAAGUUUUUGAAAUCUGUCAUAACGCCUAUGAAUAGCGUAACCCUGGUUGUCGUCUGGUGGAUUCUAGACUUAUUACUUAGGAAAGCCUGCUCGGACAGUUAUCUUACUGUAUCAGAUUUGGUGGUGCCAGACGUUGCAGUAAGUUUGGCGGGCAAACUUGAUCCAACUGCGACUAAAUUUGCAUCGUCCGGUGCGGCCUCGUAGCUCAGAUGGUAAGAGAGUUGGCUGUACUAAACUCUGUUAUUUUUCGCCCGACCAGAUCACCCUGAUCACGAGGUCUAACUUUUAACAUGGAAGAAUGAAUGAUGCAAUAAAUAAACACAAAUAGUUUGAACUUAUCUCAGCGAAUUGAAGCAGAUUCCUUUAAUAACGCUUGCAAGUUUAUUAGCCACACUUUAGGAAAUCAUCCGAAAUGCCGAAACAUGCCCAAGGAGCAGCCCCAACUGCUUCUCCCGCAAUUACCGUCCGAAAUCCUUAAAUUCACUGACAUCAUCCUAUAACACACCUGGAAAGUUGGAAUAAAUUGUUGGAAAUGACCUAUUUUCUGCCUGUUUCUGAUUGCUUGACCUACUGCCCAGCCCUGAAGUGCAAGGCAUAUUACUCGCCAGGUUAAUAUGGGGCGUCCGGCGUUUUACCGCCUUGUUCGGUUGCUUCCUCCUUGCUGCUGCGACUGGCUGCGUGGAUAAUUUAUGGUCUGCACAGCUGUGAGGAUUCUAACCGGUCCUCCUUCCUUUCUAAAUCAGCCUAUUUCAUGUGUGAUUGCUAACGUAGACAUGUUUCUGCGGCUAGAAAAAUACCUCUGGCGGGAUUGGUUACGAGUUUUCAAAAAGGUGAUUAGUUGUGGUCGGAAGUCGUUUCUGAAAUUUCAGGCUAACGCGGACACGCGUCAAUGAACAAAAACGUAUAGGUAAGGAGCGGAGUGUUCGGGAAAACAUUCGUAAUGGACAUAACGAUCAGCAGAGCAGCUCCUUCUAACUGACUCACGAAAUCAGGAAAUGAAAAUCCACCUUAGACUUUUGUGACAAAUUCAGUGUUACCACUGAAAUGGUCCUUCGCCUGCAUUUGGCUUAUAAGGGCGGUGUGAAUGGCGUUUAUUUAAGACGAGGAUUCAGGGGAACGUACGUUGCUGCGCCAAGCAGGCAAUCGCGAUUGGAGGGUUCUGAAAAAUUAAUCUUUGUGGGUUCCUGGAAGGUCGUCUCCGGCUACGGUGACUUACCCCGAAAAUACUUCCGGAUAUGGGUAAUACUGCAAUGAAUUCGCCCUAUAUUUUGCUCCGUGAUUUAAAUAUCUUUUGGAUCUAAAGGAUAUGAGACUAUUACUGAGAAAGGUGUAUUCACGGUCUGACUUCUCGCUUAGCAGAUCAGAAUACUUAUCCUAAGAUAUUAGAUUUUCCGUGCUCAGUCCGAAUUCUAAAACUUGUGAACCACGUUUGAUGCCGCGCUUGUCACAUUCCUUGUCAAUCUCGUCUGUUGGUGAGUCCUGCCAUCCUGACACCCGUCUUCACUACUUCGUUCACUUGUCUACUAUACGUCCGCACAUAUUGUUUCGUCCGUCCUUGAGCUUUUUUCUUUCGUUAAGUGGUGACAAAAAGCCGCACGAACCACAGGAAGAUAAAUAUGGUGGUUGGCUGGGUUAUCAUUCAACAGCUCUCACGCAUGUGAGAAGUGUGUGUUUCAUGGUUAGUGGCUCUCAGAAAAUGACUGACUGUUAACUCGGGCUUUGAAGGGUAGUGACGCAGGCUCAGUGCAGGCCUGCAUGUCACUCUUCUGGGCCUUAAGGAUUGUUAGUGUCCGCUAUGAAAUGCUCCAGCAAACCAUGGUUCUCGCGCUGAAAGUUCUCUGGCACAUGGUUCCCUACCGGUGGAUGCGCUUGCGCUCUCGCAAGGUAUGCAGGUCGUGAGCAUAUUUGUCCAAUCAUCCUCCUCUCUCUGACCCGUUAUUUUGCUGUUGUUGGCCAAACGCCUGGUCAAGUGUUUUUUGUGGACCACGGGGUGUGGUGGUACGUUGAGGUGCGGGUCCGGCCCUUCCAGCCACCUGCGCCCUCUUCCGCCGCCGUUCUUUUCGACUUGUCUUGACACCGGCACCGGACAGGGCGGAGCAGAGGGUGUGGUAUACGCGGCGCAAGUCCAUUCUCACUAUAAUAUUCGCGCAAGUCACCGUGCCUGCUUUACCUUGCUGCGGAGCAGACGGUAGACAUCGUCGGGGACGACGGUCGGGCCGUCGUCAUUCGAUAGCUGUACGCCUUGCAGACGCCCUGUCGUGCGGUUAUCUCGCCAGCCCACAACUUCGACUGCACGACGUUCACGUCGUUCAGUUUGGACAGUAUGAGCCGCUACUGGUCUAAACCAACCGCCAGUUUUCUCUUGUGCCUACUCGUUUCUUACCAUAUCUAUUUAUAUUACUUAUCCACCAGUACCGAAUUUUCAUUGCAGCCGACAUAGGGUGGAUGACAUCUCUCCGUAAGGAAUGAGACCUCCCAGGCAUAUCAGAUGCCAAAUCUGCAGAUGCGAGAUAGUAGGGCGGAAGGAAAACCGUGGAACCACUGACGCUGGUUAUGGCGAACUACAUGUUAUAGCGUGAUGCAUGUGUUGAAGUUGGGAUGGGUGAUACACGGAUAGUUGGCCAAGAACCUCCGGAACUAAGGAAUUGGGUGGAGGUUCUGGACGACAACUUGACCGGCUUACUCGAUGGAAUGAUGUCCCUGAUAACGACAGAUGCUGUCUGGUCACAAAGACAAAAUUGCAGCAGCCGAGAACACAUUUUAAAUGGACAAGAAUGACAUCGGAUCAGCUACAACACAGACUCGGGAACAGCCCCCGGACAGGGGGAACGAGAACCAAAGAGGACAUCGGAGGCGUUGACGACCUGAAAAAAAAGACCAAAUUUGGAAGACUGAAGGUCGGCUGUUGUUGGUGGAAUAACACUGAAAGGUGCACCAGUGUCGAUUAUGGUUAUUGUAAAAGUAAAAGUUGCGUCAGGGAAUUUAGUUGUCAGGGAGAUUGGUCACAUCGGCCCUGAGACCGGUCUAGUUGGUGGUGGCGAGAUCCCAGUUACUAGUCCCCCAAAUCCAAACUAUUGGACACGGAAAUGACAGUAAAGUUUAAACCGUAACAAUGAGCAAACAACGAACGCUUAGAUUGCAAAACUCUGAUCGUUUCCGUGGUAGAGUUUAAACACGCGUACGUGAAAAUCAAGGGGAAAACGACCGACCAUAUCAUUUAAAAUGCAUCAUUUUAGGAUGCGCUCGUCGAGCAACAACAGAUAGGCUAAGCGGAACAGUGGCUGUGAUUCCACAAUGAUAAAUUUCAGCUUCUGGAAAAAGCAGUACGUAAUCUCACAUGUAGGCAGAGUGCGGAGUGUGAGCGCUAAGUAAAAUAUGGCGGUUGAUAAGUCUAACAAUUGGAAACCAUGGGUACUUGUUGUCUUUUAUUUAGAUGCCUCCAAGUUCCUUUGCUUAGGUCGGGACUCUGUUCCUCAUUCAAAUUAGCCGCACCAAGCAGUCCGCAUCGUGAGUGUUGUGCUGUAACAUUUGGUUUGAUGGUUUGCUCUGUGUAGAACAACGAUCAGCAUUCCUUCAUCGGCAAAGGAAAUUACCGUUGCGGUACUGAGACCUUAUCCCAUUUUUGUAUUCCCCCCCCAUCCCUGAUUAGCGCGUGGGCUAACUGACGUUGAUGGAUGAAGUGGUAAACCCAAAUAGCUAGAGAGCUGCGAUCCGCGCCGAUCAAAGUGGAAGAAGACCCGACAACUGCUUCACAUGCUAAGGAGAAUAGAAUAUGUUACGAAUGACUCAUUGACUUUAACCUGCGUCCGACAAAUAGCCAUAGUCACUUUCUAAGGCAGUCAGGCCAUAAAAAUUGUCAUGGUUAAACAUCAAAAUAAGCAAUCUUACAGCAGCCACCUCCUGGAGUAAACAAUUCGGCUUCUCCCUUGGCAGCUGUCCAAAAAGCGAUAACCCUCAAAAGUAUCAUCCACCUCUGCAUCGUUCUACGGUCUUUUGUACUCCAAUAACCUGCCGACCUUUUUAAGUCAACCUCACUGAACCUAUGUGUUUACCCGCAUAUUAGACCAUUUUAAGUACGUGCUUACAAUGUCUUCUAAUAGCUGGAACUGGACCUUGUCUCUGACGAUACCAUCGAGGUGUACUCCGGAGAAUGGCUGUCCGAUACUAGGCAUGGAUUUGGUGUCUGUGAACGUACUGAUGGCCUGGCCUAUUGCGGACAGUGGUUCAAGAAUCAACGUCACGGCCUCGGGCAAACCCGCUUCCAAGACGGGACCUUUGAGCAGGGUCGCUAUCAUAAUGGUAAACUGGUGUUCCUUGCACUGCCAAUUGGAAGCAAACCACAUCUGGCCCUCUACAACUACCACAUGAUGCGCGAGAUACAUUUAGUCCUAGAGAGGGCACGAACCGCAAGUGAGGCUGCCCACAAAAAGGCAAUCGAGGCCAGAGAGCAGUGAGUUUAAAAACAUUCAUUUAUUGUUGUUUUCGGUCAAUUUUAUUACGUGGAUUGCACAACAUCACACCCCACUACAACUUAGAUUGGCGGAAACGUUUUAUGGAGGCAGCGGAAUAAAGGACCAACAGUGCAGUUAAAAUCAGUGUCGUAAUACCUACAGUAGGCAGGCUAAAUCAUGAAAUGUCAUCCAAAAUUUCGAAAUGCGUGUUCUUUUCGAAAAGAUUAAUUAAAUAGUAAUGUAAAAUUAAUCGUCUUGCAGCAAAAUUCUAUAAUAACUCAGCUACCGCACGAUGCUGGCUUUCGAGCGAACAUUUUCCGGCUGUAUGUAAACAUUAUACUCUGUAAAAAAUGGACACUCAAGUAGUAUGCCUUUUUCCUCAUUGAUUUUCGAAGCCCUCAAAAAUUAGAUAAUAUUUCAUAUUAAAAAAUGCUUUAAAAUAUUUAGUCUUUUACUAAUUCGGUAGAAACGUAUGUCUUCUUCCGAUGACAUACUCGAGAAAGGGCAUAAUACAGUCUUCAAAAAUGUAUAAUUGUGAGAUUUUUUUAUACCCCGAAAUGGCUGUUCAUAAAACGUCGGGGAUCGGAAAACUUUUUGAAAACUGAAUUAUACCCUUCCUUCAGGUACAAAAUUGGAAGAAGACAGCAUUUUCUACCGAAUGAGCAAAUAAUGAAUAUUUUUAUUCACUUUUUCUGUGACAUAUAAUGAAAUUUGUAAGGCCAUCGAAAAUAAAUGAGAAAAAUGCAUGCUACUUAAGUGGCCACUUUUUACAGAGUAUAGUGUUUGUAUGCAGCCGGAAAAUGUACGCUCGAAAGCCAGCAUCCUGUGGUAACUGAGUUUUCAUAGAAUUAAGCUGCACGAUGAUUAAAUUUACAACAUUAUUUAAUUAAUCUUUUCGAAACGAACACGCAUUUCGGAAUUUCGGUUGACAUUUCAUGAGUUAGUCCCCCUGCUAUACCACUACAAAACUAAUAUGCAAACCUCAAUGGUUUCGGAUACCGGACUGCCAAACAAGGUCUACAGUAUUCAGUCAUAAGCUACCACAUAACUGGGUAACAUCUUGAUCGUCCUUCCACUGGAAACGCAAACGCAAUGGUACGAAUUAAGGCUAAGGUUGGAGUUUCAGGUGUAUGUUUGGAUGGGAAAGAAGACUAGCCGAGGGCCAGAACAAUUUGUUUGUUUUUCAGAACUUUCACCGUUUUGCAGGAUCCUAUCUUUUCAGCGUAAACGUUCCAACAAAUAACCCCGAGUAAAUAAUAUCGGAUAUUUCUAAUUUUUUUUAUCUUAGCCACUGUUACAACGACGUAAACUAACGAAAUUAGACUUUCAAUCGAACUUUUCUAUGACUGCAUGUACGGGCAUUCAUUAUUUAACUAGUACGUAAGUGAUACCUAUUUGAGUAUAUCGAAAAUAGCCGUCAACACGGAUAAGUUAUAUUGAAGGCGUGACUACUUGUAAGUCGGAAGUUAAAUGUGCAUGCACCUCAGAACUUGCGGCUGGCUAUGACCGCCUGACAAAAACUAAUAAGCCUGAAAUGGCUAUUUCGGCUUCUCUAGACAAUUGUAGACUUCCCACGUUCUUCAUGCGGUUUCGGGCAUAUGAACUCCAAAGAGAAUUCAAACUAAUAACUUCAGCAAUUAUCUACUUGAUUGAUGGUGGGAAUUUAUGAACUUUGGUUCGGUUAAGUGCUUAUUACUCAUCUGAUAGACCCUGGUAGUGGGCUAUAUUAGUCAUGUAUGUGUGCGCGUGUUUGUUUCCGUUCUCGUGAAUGUAUGUAUGAAGGAACACUGACAAAGCCAAAUUAGAGUAGAAUUGCAAUUUCUGCCUUUUGUGCAAAUUCCUUCUUGUGUCAUCAUUGGUUGUUAUCGACUGUGUGCGAGGACUAUGGAACGAACCCCAAGGUGCAUUGAGGGAGCAUUUCCAGUAACCGGAUCAUUUGAUGUCCAUUCCACGAUAUAAUAUGAAUGUUUGAAGUUAUCCUAGUCAGCCAAAAACCUAUUAUUUACCUAUUUUCAGGAGCGAGGAAAUGACUUCUGUCUACGUGACUGGCAAUGUAUUGGAAACCGAUUUUUUCCACAAUGCCUGUUUUUUGCAGCCACCGAUGUGUAAAUACAUAGAACGUGCUCUUCUCCGAGUAGGCUGAAAAGCAGAUCUUUAGACAUUUUGGUUGGGCCACUAAGUUGCUCAGUGUUUAGCCAUAUUUUCAAGACAGCAUUUAGUGAAAGAGUUGAAAGGAAGUCGGUUAAUCUUAUAUCUGCAAAUUUAUCAGGAAGAAGAUAAGUCGGGACGGUUAAAUAAACAAAGCACUGUCACCUGUUACCUCUGGUUCGUCGAAUCUUCUCCCGUUUAAUGUUAAUAUUGUAACCAGGGUGUCGAGGUUUGAGCCUUUGGGGGUUGUCUGUGACAACGCCCUUCCCUUAUGAUAACCGUUAACCUCGAAGUAUGGUAGUGCGUCACAUGAAUCCACACUCAUGGAUAAGGAAGCGUUGCUAAAGGAGGAAGACUUAUGAUCCUAAAGGGACAAACCAUUGCUACCCAAUAAAGAAUACGUUUAUUUGGAGUGACAGAGUUGAGAAAAGUGACUCACUUGAAUGAAAAUAGCUAAUAGUUUACACCGACAAGAGUUGUUUGUUGGCGUUCAUCAGGAACUCGCGAAGACCACACCACUAUCUGAUCAAACAGUGGGUCUUUUGAAUUCUGAGCCAGAUGAAUGAUCAUUGACGAUGAUAAAAAGGAGUGAAUAACAGGUAAAAAAAUCGGAUUAGUUCGAUCACGCAGCCGUGGCAUGUCUCAGCAAGAACGACAGCAUUUUCACGGGGUGAGACUAAUGCAAUUUUCCACGGUUUAAUCCCUUUACAUUGAUCCGUGACCUACGUAUUUCACCCGUUUCCCCUCUCAUUCUUCAGAGUGAGUAGCACUAUAUUGGACUACGUGGAGAAGGCGAAGGCCGCAGCAGCUACAGCAAGUGAAUAUUCACUGGAAGCCCGGGAGCUUGUUCGCGAAAUGUAUCCAGAUUUUGAGCAACCAGGCAAGUUUUCUCUUACUGGAAAGAAGUUGUAGGAAGCUGAUGUUAACUAUGAAUUACGGAAAAUUUGGGGUCCAUCCUUCGUGUACUACUUUUUAAUAGCUAACCUUCCUGGUCAGGGGAUGCUUUCUAGAUACAGGGAUAACCGGUCAUGUUUAUUGUAAAUUUUCUGCAAAAUAGUAACUGCCUUUAAUAGGCCUGAACUACGCACCUUGCACCCAAGACAUAGAGUGAGUGAUCGAUCUCAUGAAAUGUUGGGUGAAAUUCUGAAAUGUGUUUUCCAUUAACAAAGAUUACCUGGGCGCGGUUGCAAUACUUAUUAUCUUACAGCAUAAUCUUAUAACAUUUCGGACUUGGCAGGAUGUCAGCUUUUGAAUACACUGCUUUUCAAUCUACUCUAGAAACCGUACUGUGUAAAAAUGACUAAUUAUUUGGCUUGCAUUUUUCCAAUUGAUUUUCGAUGGCCUUGCAAAUUCAAAUACAUGAAUUUGCUUUCUUUCAGUAAAUUCGUUGCAUUGGCGUUUAGUGAUUUUAGUUUGCAAUUUGCCUGCGUUUCGCGCAAAGAAAAUCACAUAUUCUUCUUUGCCAUUAUAAAGGUAGCAUGCAGAGUCCAUGAAAUUUUGCAAUUUAUGCGGAUUAUUUUGCACAUUUCAUGAGGAGCAGUGGUAAACGGCCAGGUACGAUGCUAUGUGAAUGGACAUUUCACGGUCUUAAAAAGUCUCAUAAUUAGAAACUUUGUUAAAACCUAAUUAUACUCCUUCCUUGAGUUUACAAUAUGAGAAAGUCGUGAUUCUCUAUUAAUUGACUGAAAGAAAGCAUAUUUUUGUUUGUGGUUUUUAUAAGAUAUAUUUGAAUUUGCAAGACCAUCGAAAAUCAAUGGGAAAAAUGCGUGCUGCACAAGUAGUCAUUUUUGCCGAAUACCGUUUCCACAGGAGACUGAAAAGUAGUGUAUUCAAAAGCUGACAUCCUGCCAAGUCCGAAAUGUUAUAAGAUUAUGCCGCAUGAUAAUAAUAAUUACAACCGCGCCCAAGUACUCUUUCUUGAUGGAAAACACAUUUCAGAAUUUCAGCUAACAACAGCAAGUGUCAUUUAACUGGCUGCUGCGGUGAGAGGAAUAAAGAUCGCUAAUAAGCAGAGUACUUUAACCAACGGAAAGUUCUGAGCAACAGUGGGCCACUGGUGCAGUAGUGGACAUAUGGCGGUAAUAGCACAAGCGGAAAUCUUUGUGAAAAUGGAAGCAAACCUUUGAAGCUACAGGCCACUGGAAAACUUCAAGAGAAUAGGUUCAGCUUAACUUGUAAAAGUGCACUUAAAUGGAAGCAUUUGCGUCAGGGAAUCACAGCAAAAACCCUUAGCAGUGUCACUUCACAUUGUAUUCCAAGCAUGGCGGCGGGAAUCGUGAGACAAUAGUACUCAAACAUCAGCUUCUGUUGCAUAUUUCUAGAGACAAUGAGAAGAACCCAAUCAAGGAUUAUUCACCUCUUAAAAAUCCAUAUAAUUACUUUAAGAGAAAGUCCCUAUGCGAACUGCCUGUAGUAUCAGUUUUGAAGUAAAAUAUCGGAUUGAAACCGAAAAAGAGGUGGUUCAUACAUUCUGCUGUUCUUCCUUUUAGAUUAUAUUUAGCAUGGAGGGUAUAUCAUUUUUUAUAGAGGACGUUUAUUAAAGAAUUGACAUUUUCCCCUGCGUAAUUUGCGUGCAGGAGAAAGGACGCACGUUCCCUUCCAUCUUUUAGCCUGAAAUGAAUACUACGGUUUUCCUUCCCCUUACCGAUAACGGACAUUAACUGCAGACAUUCCUCAAGGAGUUCCGAGUAUAGAGAAAAGGCUACUUAUUCCAGACAUAGUAUCCUAAGUGGCUAGUUGAUUUCCAGAUAGAAUGGCAGCAUAACAUGGUUGACCUAAUAAAAUUGGGCUACUCUAGUUUGUAUUCGUUAGGUUGGAUGCAUGAAUUUUUUGAAAAAAAUUGGCCAACACACGCAUGCUUUCGAUAAAUCCUCUUCAGACCUCUACUUUUACCUUGUUAUUGAAGUAAUGAAAGAAAAGAUGUGGGUAAAGAGAUAAUUAUGCUGUAGCUCGGGUUUGGAGAACGAGAGUGGGACACCAGAGUUCCAGUCAGCGUCAGGGGAUAAUGAGCACCGGGUGGCUUUGGGUCAUAGCAACUGCUGUGCGCAGAGGACUGGUUUGCGUAAUCUGAUUUUAGCAGCCUGUGACGCUAUCCUUGUUGUUUUGGGUAGCUUAACGAGAUCUUCAAAUCGGGAGGCCUCUCGGUGGUCUGGGUCAACCAUGCGCCAGAGAAUAGAACUGUUAACGCUCUUUAUUCGACCCUUUCCUAACCAUGCUAUAAGGUCUCUCUUAUUCUUUUGGGCAAACGCCAGCUCAUCGCGGUCAUGUUUUAAUCAUAAAUCGAUCUGUGUCCCCAUUCUGGCAAAGACCUUCGACAAUUUAAGGCUCUCUCGGUGCAAUUAGCCGGGUGAAUCCUUCUCACCUUUCUCUUUCAAACAGCGGACUAAAGUACACCUCAUAUUUAGCGAGGCGCAACUCCCAAAAUUGGUGUAUCGCUCGGUUGUCAAGACGUGACAAGCGUAUAAGCCGCGAGCUGCUUCUGCCAUGGUUCUCGGACCCACAGCCAAUUAACAAGCGCAAUGAUCUCCCGCCUACAUAUUCUGUGCUGGGACGGCCUGGACACAGUAAUUAGCAACCCGGGAGAAUGCAGGCGAUCGUCAAUUCCAGCGACAGCGUGCCAAAUGGUUGAGUAAUUAACACCCCAAGGAUCAGCAAAGGGGGCGCAACCAUGUACAUUAAUGACUUGGGUGCGAACUAACAAGCAAUCGUCGAAUGAAAUACGUCUCCGGAGAGGGAGGCGGGUGCUGUUAAUUAUGCUAGGCGUGUGGUUGCAAGGCCAUUCCGUCUUAUGAAUACUGCUCUCCUUUUGUCUCCUUUUCCCUCAUGUGCCACCGCCUCUAAUCCCGGGUUCGAAUAGGAAUCCGUAAAGUCAGACCAUGAAACUUCCAAUUCCAGCUAUUGCAUCUUCUUCUUCUGAACACACAGGUUUCUUUAUCGUUACUGACCAGUUAUAUAGACGUUUGGGGGGGGGAAGCGACCUAGAGUUCCCAGAGUAUAGCUCCGCCACUGACAGAAAAUUACAACUGGUCAGAAAUGUGACCUUGUUGAGAACAUGUGAACGCCGCGUAUACUAAGAAAAGUGCCUCCCUCAUAAUAAAAUGCAUCUAACUGCGUUUCACUCAUGCAUUAUUAGUCACCAUGCUGUCGACGAUGGUUCUCGAGUCUAGGGUGCGCCAUCAGCCGAAGAUGAUUCACCGAUCGCGCCAACUUGUAGUGUACUUUAGACAACUAACUGACCUAGAUAAUUCGGAAGGGUAACUAACACGUCUUCCCGUCGUCCAGGUGUCAAGUACCUGGAGGACAUCGUGAGAAUGAUGCGCGUCAGCCGGCGCGGCAGCCCUACUUUUGAAGCAGCUCUGCAGUCCGCGAAGGACGUGAUUGCAGGAGUGAUCCGCGGUCUGACGCGCACAGGUGACGAAGACUCGGAGGAGGAAGAACUGCAGCCUCAGGAAGACCUCACCUUGCCACCAAAGUUCAGUUUCCAGAUCAAUGCGAAUCAGAAAAACGACAAGAAGCCUAUCUCACGGGCGGGCUCCCUGAGAGAACAACGACGGGCGCGCCUGGCGAAGAUGCAAGAGCAACAGAAAAAGCUCCAACGCAUGCAACAGCAAAGGCUACUAAAAGAACAACAGCAACAGAUGCAAGGGGAGGUAGGCAAGUCUGUGCUGUUUAUCCUUCUUGAUUAAAGGUGCAGAUUUGUGCCAUUCGUAUGCAGUCAGUCUGAUAUAAAUAUUAAACUGACUCGUAUCUCAUUUGCCCGUCGCACUCCACCGUCAUUGGCAGGUCCAUGUUUCCGAAACAUAAGAUAAUGUGACUUCCACACAGACAGUAAUAAGACUUUUUCCGAAAUUAUUUGUCGCACGAAAAUAUCAAAUUCCCUCCAGCUUCCGCCUAAUGUUGGACCGCACCCACUCCAGAAUUAUUUUAAUUCUCAUAAGCUGGUACUCGCAAGAAAUUCGCCUUUCUUUUCUAAAUAAUUAUGUGGGUGACACUUGAAUAUAUAGACGCAUCUUUUCACUAUUUUAGCGUUCGCAUUUAUUUGAUUUUUGUGGUUAUUUUAUAAAAGGCUAAGGUCAUUAAAGCAGUCAGCUUUAGGGUUAAGUUUAGCGUCCGGUUUAAGGUUAGACUUAGGCAAAAGGUUAGCGUUAGAGUUAAGUUCGCCUGCCGCAUACCGUCUUAUCCAAUCCAACCUUUUUUAAUCAAUAACCUUGCAUUAUCUAUUUUCCUUCGGCUUACGCGUCUUUAAUUAAUGUCUUCUUAAUUCCACGGGCUUAUUCGGCGCACUAUUAUGGUAAUAAACAAAUACAUGGUAGAAAUUCGAGGUUCCUUAAUGUCUUCGGCAGGUUCCGUUGAUUGUCGCGUCCAUUUUUCGUACGGAUAAAACUGAUACUAAUAUACUCCUCGUACUAAAGGAGCCCCUGCGCCUCAUCUUCUCGACAGAUGUACAUAUCCGACCCUCCCCAGUCGUCCAAUUGGUUGCAACACGACUGGUUAACAGCAAGCAAAAACAUGCAAAUGUGUGCCGAAUUUGUCACUAAUAUGCUGCAUUUCAGCACUUGUUUCAGCUCUCAGGCCCUUGCAUCAGGGGCAAUGAAAAAAGUAGUAAGAAAUGAGCGGCUCUUGUAUUGUCCCGCUGUCCGCCAGGCGCGAAUACGAAGAAUGAUGGGUGCGCCAAAAAUCUAUAUGCUAUCAGAAUUCUGGACCCCAGCAUUUCUCAACCUCUCUCGGUACCAGUCCGCGUCGUUACCAAUAUGCGUGUGUGGUGAAUAUGUGGCCCACAAAUCGAAAGUUGCCUGAGGCCUGAAGUUGUGGUAGCAACUCCAUAAACUGGCAUAUCGACCCGCCUCCCGACAGUUCGACCUCGUUUCUGUCUAUCGUGUGCUCCUCGGCAAAGUGACAGCAGGCACGGCGACAUGCGCGUGAAUUAAUUUAUCAGGAUGUAGACUUAUGCUGCAACUACCGCACAAUCUCCCCCUCCCCCACCUAGGCAGGUGUCAAGCCAAAGUCAAGAAGACCGGAGAUGAGCACAGGCGGAUGGCGCGAUCGAGCCUCCAUCUUGGCAAUCCACUCCACAUACGCUGCUACAGUAAAUGAUCAGGAUUUUAACCAACAAAAAUGAGUGGGAGCGGCAGGAAUCCCAAUGUGCUCGACGGCUGCCGGCAACUGGGUUUGUCACCGCAACCCCGAAAUGUUGGCAUCUGUUAUGGUGCGCAUUCCGAUAACGCUUGCAAGAAUCCGAUAUGGCCCUUGUAGGGAUCCAGUGCAUUUACCGCGUGGCCCGUUUUGGGGGGGGGCAUAUAUAAUAUGUUGCACUCUAUCCGACUGGUCGUACAUGAUCGACCUUGACUAUGUAAACAGGUGGUAUCACCGCAUGGCGAUAUAGAUAACGUUAUAUAAUUCCGUUUUUUACGUCUGCCAUGCUGUAGUCAGGCACGAGCUUAAAAUACCAGACAAAUAUGUGUGCAUACGGUCCUUGAUAUUGACGUUUUUUCUUCCCAACAAGACGUCUCCAUCCACAGCCAAAAGUCUGUUAUCGAUGCAAAGUUUUUGAUGGCAGUUUGACUGGAAGGCUGAUUGAGGCUGAAAAUCACAUCUACAGUAACCCUCGAAAUGCAUGGGACCCCAAACGAAAUUUUUGGCUAUGGAAUAGAUUGCUGUUGGAAUAGAAUACUGUAUCGGUUACAAGGACGGAGCUUACCUGAUGUAGAAAGACAUUCUGGGUCGCACUUUGACACCGUUCUAAUCACCUGAAUAAAUAUUACUUGAUUGACAUCCACUUCUCAGCUAGUGUGUAUUGUUCCGGUGAGUUUUGAAGUUUACGAGAAUUUGUUAACAUCUCCCGAAAAAGAUGCACAAGUUUCGCCUCGUCAGUCUAGUAUGUGAAAAAUUGCAUCCACAAACGACAAAUAUUCGCCAAAUACGAAUUGUUGUUUCAAAAUUUUCUCUAAAACCUGCAUCUCUUAGAUAUGAUCAGAGCACAUUCCGUUCGGAAUCUGGCCAGACAACAUGCCAUAUACACAGUUUUCUCAAAAACCCAGCGGACUCCACUGUCGUCGUGCAUUCACAGUACAUUUACUGAAAAACACCUACCUUGGUAUAUACGAUUACGUCCGCUAAUUGUAUUCGAAUUUAUUAUUCAGUGAUUGAUCUGAAAACCUGUGACCGUGCAACGAAUUUAAUACCUGUAGCGUUAUUCCAGACGAAAUCGAGCGAAGGCCUCUCUGUUUUAAUCAAUCAUAUCUCCAAUAAUUAAAAAUCGGAAAAAUUACAUUGAACUUUCGCGAAAGUUUUUUAAACCUGUUAUCAGGCAUUAAACACUUGACCGUGUGCCAUAUUUCACAUAAUACUAAUGUUUGGGGGAUCCACCCCGUAAGUGAAGGUGAAGAACUUUUUUUAAUCUCACCUGUGCCUACGCCGUUUUAUUUACUCAGUCAUUUAAAUGGAAAGACUUUAUGCACUUCCACAAGUUGAGUUUACUCAUUGGAUGCAUUUUUCUGCCUUUUUCAGCGUCUCCUCACUUUUUUAAAAAUUGUUAAUCGCAACAAGCGAAAUAGUAUUUAAAACACUUACUCUGAAUUUUUAUACGAUUGAAGGUCGUCCAUUAUUAGUUAUGAUUUUGGUGGAUGCAUGUGGACUGGUCUCCGAUUGCUUAAAGAUUUUCCGUUAUAUUAGCUACAUUUCUACCAUCUUUGAAGAAUUCUCACGGUGUUAUAAAAUAUCACGAUGUGUUUCAUGUUUGGUGUACUUAAGAAGGACGUGUAGAUGCCCAUUGUACAAGGCUACAUAAAUAACUCUGCCAAUUCCUCAUAAACUCCUUAGUUUUCAGGCUUUUUCAAUCAAAACGAUUAUUUCUUAUGUGUUAAAAAUUGAUUACGAUUCUAUUAUAUCCAAAAUUGGAAGUAACAUUAAACCUGGUUAGAUUCUGUAGAAAUAAAUUAGUGAAAAUGAAGCAGAUUUCUCAAGAUAGAUCCUUUCAUUUUCGGUCCAAAGAUAUUUAUGCAUACUUCACCCGAUGUAUAUCGGCUUUAACGACAUCUUAUAUUAAGGUCUGAUAUAUGAAGUAGGAAAGUGAAUGUAAAAAAUAGUAAAGUAGUCUGCAACUUCCGGCAACACUUGCUUCAGCAUGUCGGAACAAGGGUUGAUUACGUAACAAAGGUAAUGGCAAGAAGCCGGGAGAAUGGACUUAACUAGAAAGUAACCGAAAAGUAACCGUAACCGAUAAAUGCACUGAACUAAAUCCUAGUUAUCCAGAAGAUCAUUAUGCAACGGACAUGUUGAUGAAUGCUCAAGUAUCCACGCUUUGUAGGUUAAAAACGGAUAUCAUCACUUGGGAGGUGGCCGGUGACAAUUUCCUUAGCACAUUUAGGAGACUCGGCAUUACCAAUGAGAAAUACCAGAAGGCGAAUGAUCGGAUUGUAUUUUGCAUUACGCCAGACUUUGGGACUGGCACAAGUAAGCACUCCUCAGAUUGAACAAUGGGACUUUAGAAAGCGCGUCAGCUUGCAAAGGCAUAGGAAAGUUCGGUCCGGAAAGCUAUAAUCAGAAGCCCUUACGGCAAUGUGUUUAAAUCGGAAACAAAAUAAACAAAAGCACGCGGAUAUACUCAGCAAUUAUACCAAACUUAUCCGUCAGCAAACGAUAACUGUAUAAUACUGCACGACCUUUAGCUGAAUUAUCGAAAAUAUGCGAACUUUAGCCGCACAAUAACCUGAAAUAUUUAUUGUAACUUUUAAGUUAGUCUAGUUAGGGGAAAUCAAAUCUUGGUACGUCAUUACUGAUCUAGACAUCAGGCAAAUGCGAUAAUACAUACAGAGUUUAAAGAACCAGAUAAGUGUAUUAUCGCAAAUGGUUUACCUAAUGAAACUUGUGGCCCAUGUCUGUCUAGUCUUCGUCGGUGGUAAUUCUCGAUUAUAGACAUAUAUUCUCUAAUUUUUUUUCCAAUAUCUAGGUCACUUGUUCGUCCUAAGUGAAAAGCCUAUAGUAAACAGUUUAUGAUCUUGCAAUCGUUUAAAUGCUACGCCUCUACGCUAGUUGUAAUUAUCGAUGUUUGCAGUAUAUAUCUUAUAAUAUUUUACUAUGUGCCCGAAGCACAAGACUACAUUCUACGCUAUCAUACUGCGAGGAGGAUUCGCGAUUAGGUAAUAUAAUUUGUCCAAACUGCCUGUUCUUUGCCCAGAAAGCGAGGAUGAUCACGAUACCGCCGUCGUACAGGUAGCAUCUUUAGGCGUUAAGCCGAGGGCACGUACAAAAAUCCUCUAUGUUGUUUCGGUGAAGUGAGUAGAUUACCCUAGCUCCCAAAGUAAUUACACCUAGAAGAGAAAGAAAAGGAUGAGAAUGGGGCGCGUUUACUCUGAAAUAAACUAAAAUAUGCAAUCAACAUGUACUGCUUGGCGUUAUCGGAUCGAAAAAUCGGAAGACUGCAAAACAUCGCCUAAAGUAGCUCGCCCCCAUCGAAUUGCGAAGUUCUUAUUUGAAAGAGUCCGGCGUAGUUUCAAAACUGACUGAAGUUUCCCAACAUGCGCUAAGCUAAGCUUUAGACAGUAAAAACCACAAUACUUAAUAGACUUCGUAACCCUUUAACUCUCAAAUGAUGUGAUCUACCAGACAUUGGAAUGAUACUCCCAAGCUUCUACAAAAGUUUAUCACAUAUGUGUGAAUCCAAAAAUGGCUUGAAAAGUCGAAAUAUGAAUCUCCAUUGCUUUGAAGCUAUAAACACUCAACAAGCGCCUAGGACGGGCAUAGUUUAAAAGCUGACAAAGUUAGCUGUUAAAUUGAAAUAUGAUGCCACGUCCCAAAUUCGCAGAACUGCGUUCUAACUCACCGUUUUUGACUGAAGUUUGGAAUUUAAACGAACCCGUCUUGCUCACAACCACAUCUUUCCGCAACAAUAUACUUAUAAGUCAGGCAGUUAUUACACCGAGGACAACAUAGUGACCUGCUUUCAAUUUCCCUGUUCGUAAGAACACACCGACACCGGAAGAGUGCAGGAGUCAGCCAGACGGUCAGGCGGAAAUUAACUCUGAUUGGAUUCGCUCGGCGCAGGAAACACCAAAGACAGCCACUCCGCAGGCCAGCAGUUCUCCAGACGGAAACAUCUACCUUCGGGUUCCCGAGCCUGGCUUUAUGUCAGGGGAUAGCGGUAGGUUCGACGAGGAUGAGGAUGACGAAAAUUCUGAUGGCUCUUCCUACGUCGACGUUCCAAAUAGUAAGCCAAUUCAUUUUGGGUAUGUUAACUUCAACACCAUUAAUUCUAGUACUGAUGGUAGUGACAACACUAAGGCCAAGAUGACAAUAUUGGGGUUACAGGAUACUAUGCUAGCAGCACUGGUGGUAGUUAAAAGCACUGAUACGUGUCUUGUUGAUAUUCUACCACUGCAUGACGCAGUUUUUGUAUUGGCGAUUGCCGCCUUCUUUCACUUUCGGAAGCCACGAUGCUGUCAAGUGUGGCGUGGGCAAAGGACGAGGUGCCGGCCACGCUCGAAUACGUAAACCCUCAAUUUUACUGCAUUAACAGGCCUGCUAAUCUGAUUUAAGUUCCGUUUCCGGUUAAGCUUUAGAAAACAAUUACGUUUAUGUCCGAGGUUACGGUCAGGUUUAGGGUCAGAAUUGAGUUUAAGAUUGGCUUUAGGGUUUAGGUUAGGGCUGACUUUGCACGCCGCAUACCUUCUCACCUAAUCCGGCCAUCUUUCACCACCAAGCUUGGACUACCUGUUUUCCGCCUCUACUUCGUACAUUUUGAAUUGCACGAUCUGUUUCGAUAUCUCGUUGCAGUAUUUAAACAAAUCUGCGGCAGAACCUCGAGUUUUUCCAAUGUCUCUCGUAGACUCCGUUAAUUGCAGCGUCCACCUGUCCUCCCGAUAAAAUUAAGAGCAACAUCCUUUUUUGUAUUACAGGAGUCUAUGGGCUCUAUUUACUCAGUGGACGUGCAUAUCUAAUCCUCGUUAAGAGGCUUAUCAACCCAGAUAAUUACGCGCCUUUUCGUGCCAUCGGCAGGUAACUUUUAAUUUCGGAAGAUUCGGGCUGUGGUUACGCAGAAAGACAAGAUAGGAAGAGGAACUGGAUGGCGUGUAGGUAUUCACAGGUAUGACAGGCAAACCCGGGAUUGGUUUGGGAAACAGAAAAAGCAUACGUGUUUGCCGCAGAUAAAAUUCCCCUGACUCCCCUCCUACAAAUUUCUAUUUGCACAUUUUUGGUAGAAAAUAAUCUAUGCAAACCGUUUCCUAGAUUCAAGCAUACUACCAGUGAGGUAUCCAACUUUCGUAGAAGCUCGUCUUGUUUCAUUUAUGAUUCAAAGACUUUGGUGCAUCUAAGAAGCUUGUUCGCCACGUAAGGCGAUUUAUGCUGCUCAGGGUGAUUUAAAGGAUAAAGGAGCUUCGGUCUUUCUAUAGGCGCACCUAAGAUCCGAUGCCAAAGGUUUUUGCUCCGCGAACUCUGAAUGGAUUAUCGUCUCCUCAAGAGCAGACUCUUGUGGUGACCCUUCAUACCUUCCUGGAUAAAAAAUUAUUGCUUUGCCUUUUAAUCAUAAAAAUUCAUAUGAAUUAAGACGGAUGCCUCCUGAGUCCAUCACGGUAUAAUCAAACUCAAGUACACAUUAAAUUAAACAGGCAUACCUUAAAGUAAGGCUGGAUUAGCGGUGGUCUCACUAGAAGUUGUACAUGUCAAGUUUGUGCUAGUUCAGUGAAACGAUUUGACAUGCUAUGCAGCGGUGUAAAUAGGUAUAUGUCUUUUGGUCUACAGAUCAAACCUGAAAUCGAAAUCUCAUUGCAUUUUCCAGUGUAAAAAUGAUGAAUGAAAGUGAAGCGCUGCGCAUAAUCUACUUAGCCUUCCCGAAACUGAGCUUUUGCUCUUUUUAUCUCUUAGUGGCUGAGGUCAGGAAUCAGUAUGAGAUUCCAGCCUUUCCUUUGAUCAAGUUGCUGGCGAACCCCACCCUUCUCACUAACCACUUCGACUACUACGCAUCUACUGAGUCGCCUGAACCAGUGAACAGCAAAGUGAACCAACGCCAAAGUCAGCCUCCGCAACCUCCCGAAACUCCCAUUAUCCCCGAGGAGCCCGGAAUGCAGCGUGGCGGUAUAGACCUGACCGCAGCUCCUCUGUUGGAGGCAGUUACGGAGUUACAGCCUCCUAGUGAAGGUUUUGUCUUCUCCUUCCGAGUUCCGCAGUGGUCGUGGACAAAAAAGGAGGUAAUUCAUUGCAUAUGGGCAUAUAAGCACGUAGACGAUAGGCUCGAACAAACUAAUUUGUAAUCUCCACUUUAAUUUUGUGAGUAUAAAUACGGACCUAGGGUAAAAAGUAAGAGACCGGCCGAUCACCAAUCCUGUCAGCACCAUAGACUAAGCUUCAAGUUACGAGCGGAAAUCCGACCUCAGAGACUAUUUAAAAUAUAUAUAUAUAUUAUGGUUUUUAGCGAUUGGCAGCCGUAUGCAUCUUUCGGUAAUAACGGCAUCAUAACAUUUACUGGUGAGGGAUGAAGGCACGAUAGGCCGGACGCAAAUAAGCAUAAGGUUUAGAGGAUAUCACAAGAGGUCCACGAAUCCCAUAGCCGUCGGCCUGCUUUGUCCCCCGCACACGCCAUUAAUGCUGAGGUUGAUGUUCAUUGAUCAUUAUUCAUUGUCCUGCUACUCCGUGACAAAGAUCCGCCUGCUAGGUGAAUAGAGUCUUUUCAAAAGACCGUCAGUCAUUUGCAACUUCGCGUCUUAUGGAAGUCCGUGGGCGACUGAUGGGUUUUCAUUGGACGUAAUCAAAUUUCUGUAAAAUUCUUCACAAAAAACAGCUAUGGAAUCACAGAGUCCAGGUGACGAGUUCUACUGAAUGACAGUUCGACUGUAGCACACAACAAUAUCUGUCGUGUGCCUCGCACUAUGAUGGGCGGGGGACUGUGACUUGUACAUGAGGUAGCUUACAGUGAUAACAGACUUGCAAGCAUCCGCCGCACUCUGUCCUCCAUAAUACGUCGCGGAGUGGUGGCAAGACAGAGUCAGGACGGCCGGAGACGGGAUCGGGCGUAGUAGCGCAGUGUGUGCCCAAUCUCAUGAAAUUUUGGCCGAAAUUCUGAAAUUCGUUUUUGAUUAGGAAGGAUUACCUAGGUGGUGUUGUAAUAUUGAUUAGCGUGCGGCAUAAUCCUAUAGCAUUUCGGACUCGUCAGGAUGUCGGCUUUUGGAUGCACUCCCUCUUGACCUCCUGCAGAAACCGCACUCGGUACAAAAAUGACUAUCUAAGUAGCAUGCACUUUUCCUAAGGAUUUUCGAUGGGCUCAUAAAUGCAAAUAUAUUUUAUAGAAAACGUUCACAAAAUAAGCUUUCUUUUAUUCGUUUGGUAGAAAAUAAUAUUGGUUUUGCAUUUUAUGCACGAAGAAAGUGCAUAUUUCGGUUUUAAUAAAGUUUCUAAUUGUGACAGUUUUAAGAUCGUGCGAUGGUCCAUGUAUACUGGACCGCACAUGUCCCAUUACCUCUGCCGCUCAUGAAACGUACAGCACAGUUCGGAUCCAUCGCGAAAUUUCAUGAACUCUAUGUGGUAUCUUCUUAAAGGCAUAGAGGAAUAUAUUAUUUUCCUUAAGCGGAAAGCAUGCACCUUGUUGACUGAGAUCGCUGAACACUGACGUAAUGGCAGAUCAGGCUCAAAAUAUUCGGGAUUUGGAAAACUUUUUAAAACCCAAAUAUGCAUUUUCUUGGGAUAUAAAAUAUCAAGACAAUGUGAUGUUCUACCAAAUGAAUAAAAGAAAGCUUAGUUUGUGAACGUUUCUUAUAAAAUAUAUUUGUACAUAUAAGACCAUCGAAAAUCCUUAGGAAAUGUGCAUGCUACUUAGGUAGUCAUUUUUGUACCGAGUACGGUUCCUACAGGAGGUUAAGAGGGGGUGCAUCCAAAAGCCGACAUCUUGACGAGUCCAAAAUGCUAUAGGAUUAUGCCGCACGCUAAUCAAUAUUACAACACCACCUAGGUAAUCCCUCCUAGUCAAAAACGAAUUUCAGAAUUUCGGCCAACAUUUUAUGAGAUCGGUCACACACUGUAGCUAAACAAUUCGUGUGCGCAUGCCGUGCACGUUUUUAUCCGCGCACGAUGGCUCAGACUAUUGUAGAAACAAGGGGAAGACUCAGAUCCCAUCUGAGAUCGAGCGCUUCAAAAGCCACAUUAAGAAAACGUCUUUCCUGAGAGGGGCGAGUUACCCCACCAUUUGGCAACCCCGCAAGUCAUGAGGUUUAGCUCAUCACCAUAAUUUUAGAACGUGUCACAAACUUUUAUGGUGAGGGAUGCGUUGGAGUGCUUUGGAGAAAAAUCCAUAGAGCCGACUUCAUUCUCUCUUCUCUCUCCAAUGCACCAGCCUGCUAUCCUAGGUGGUCAGUCAUCUGACAUCCGGAAGUGGGAAAAGGUGACCGACAGAGCUGCAGGAGAACGACUACUUGUGCCGCAUCUUGCGCAAAUGGGCACAACGUUUCCCUAAAAACAUUCUUUCCGAUUAUAUCAGAGAUGUCUAUUUUGCACCUGUUGCGGGUGAUUUGGGGCGCAUUUGUGUUUGUGGUGUAUGGAUUGGUCGGGCAAGACGGGUGGAUGGGGUUUGCUCUGCAGUGUUUUAGCGCAGGCUGCCAUGGAGAUGUACAGUACGUGACCGAUGUCAUGAAAUGUUGGCCAAAAUUCUGGAAUGCGUUUCCGAUUAGGAACGAUUGCUUAAGUAGGGUUGUUAUACUGAUCAUCGUGCAGCAUAACCCUAUAACAUUUCGGACUCAUCAGGAUGUCGGCUUUCGAAUGCACUUCUUUUUGACCUCCUGUAGAAACCACACUCCGCAAAAAAUGACGCCUUAAGUAGCAUGCAUUUUUUCUAUUGAUUUUCGAUGGUCUUAAAAAUUCAAACAUAUUUUGUAGAGCACAUGUACAAAAAUGUGCUUUCUUUGGCACAUUUGGUAGGAAAUCACAUUGCCUUCAUAUUUCAUGCCCGAAGAAAUUGUAUAUUUAGGUUUUAAAAAAGUUUCCCAAUUCCCGAAUAAUUUUCAGCCUGAUCUGCCAUGGCAUCAGCGUUUAAAAAUUUCCGUUUUCAAAGUGCAGGCUUUCCGCGUGAGAAAAAUCAUAUACUCCUCUAUGUCUUAAUAAAGAUACCACGCAGAGUUCAUGAAAUUUUGCAAUGGAUCCGGACUGUGUUGUGCAUUUCAUGAGGAGCAUUAGUAAACGGACAUAUGCGGCCUUGCAUGCAUGGACAUCUCACGGUCUUAAAAAUCUCAUAUUUAGAAACAUUUUAAAACCUAAAUAAAAACUUCCUUCGAUCACAAAAUAUGACGACAAUGUGAUUUUCCACAAAAUGUACAAAAAAGCCUAUUUGGUGCAUGUUUUGUUUAUAAGACCAUCGAAAAUCCAUAGGAAAAUGCAUGCUAAUUAAGUAGUCAUUUUUUACGGAGUGUGGUUACCGCAGGAAUUCGAAAGAACUGCAUUCGAAAGCCGACAUCCUGAUGAGUCCGAAAUGUUACAGGGGUAUGUUGCAUGAUAAUCAGUUUAACAACCCUACUUAAGUAAUCUUUGCUAAUGGGAAACGCACUCCAGAAUUUUGGCCAACAUUGUAUGAGAUCGGUCAUGCACUGUACGUGGCCGACUAAGUCCAUACAGUGACUGGAUGAUCGUAGGUAGUACGGGCAGUCGAGCAGAGUGCGGGUGGAGUAUAUUAGUGCUCCUUGGACUGGUUCGACAGCCUCAGUAUGGUGGAUUCGCAGGCGAUCGGCCUGACCGAUGCAUGAUUCGUAGGUACAACCACAAUGGGGACAGGUUGAGGCACGGCCGACAUUGCUGAUGGGGAGAUGGGUGGCAGGACGUCGGGAAUGUUCUCCUAGCGGUGGGAGCGGGAGUAACGAUAGUCGCCGUCCGCAGGCCAUCUUGUACGUCUUGAGUUACCUGCUGAUUCCGCGUCAAGGCCUGCAGUUGGCCAAAGGCCCUGCAGGACUUAAGGACAGGGUAGGCCACUUCGUCGUUGAUCUUGGUGUUGUUUAAAACUGUGCUGUCUAGAUAGGCGAAUACGUCCACUCAUAUUAGUCGAGUUCAAUGCAUGUUGAUCCUUGGGGUACGGUUUACGUCCGCUUGUGCUGGUUAAUGCAUGACCACCGUGUAGUCUGCGUUGAUGGUUGGCUCCAAGUUUACGCAGCCGGAGGCAAAGAUGUUCAUGACCCUUUGCAGGACUGCUUCCGUCGGGGCAAUACGUGCGCAUUUGUGGUUGUGGAUGCAUGCAUUCGUCGAAUAUUAAGAAGCUGGUCCUAUAUGAGAUGGCGAUUCCGAGGAGCUCCUCACGGUAAGCAUCAAUUAGUUGAACACAAAACGUGAGGCCGAGGAGUUUGGGAGCGAGUACACAUCCCCUUUCACUCCGUUGGUCACUAGGAUUGCUUCUGAAACUGCCCUCUUGUCCGUGACACGCGCAACCAUCCAGCCGUUGACCUGUCCGACUGUGUCGUUGAAGCGCCCUAGACAUCCGAAUUUCAACAUGCUCUGUCGCCGAAGCCUGAGCAGGAAGGAGACCGAGACUACCGCGACCAAUUGACCGGAUUUUAUAAGCUGUACAGAACAACUGGGGGCGGGAAUGGAGGGAGUUGAUAGACAGAGGAAUGUGCCUCCGACGCCGGGCGAGCGGCGUCCCAAGUGUCUGUCAGAGAAUGCGUCAAAGCAUCUUAAGCCAGGCCACGUCUGACUCGGCCUCGACUCUGUUUGGUCAAUGGGGAAGCCGAGUGGACAAACAUCAGACAGCCCGGGUACGCAUUUUCAGGCACUCGCGAGAGGUCCAGCGUUGUGACAGGCGCAUGGAGAGGGUCCACUACGGCUCCUCCAGAGUGAGCCUCUUUUCACGGUGUCAAAGGCUUUUUUCAGACCCACAAAUGUAACAUGGAGGAUGGUGUGCAUUUUUCGAUACUUCUUCUGAAGUUGCCGGGUCGCCAAAUCCAUGUUGGCGGUACCAGUUCCUCUGAUAUCCACAUUGGCUUUUGGGGAGGAGUUCGUGCUUCAGGAAGUUGUUGAAAGAGUUGAGAAGGAAGCGACCGAUGGCCUUCUCAGCAGGGUUAAGCUGCGAGAUUUCUGUAUGAUUAUCACAGAGUUGACGGUUGCUUUUGAGCUUGUAUAUAUGCACGGUUCUGGCGUCCUUGAAGGCCUGAGGGACGUGUCCAUGUCGUCACAUCUUUUGCAACAUUGAUGCAAUUUUGUCCAUCAAUAGAGAGUCGCCAGUCUUUUAGAGUUCACUCUGGAUUGAGUCGAAGCUCGACGCUUUCCUUUGAAGAACUGUUUCUCAGCUUUCAAUGUUUCUGGGAGGGAAGGUGGAUGGUGCAACUCGGUAGUGGUUUCCGCUCGAAGGAACUGGUUGAUGACGUCGCCGGGAGAUUCUUGAUGGGCGGUUGAGGACGGUCCCGAUGUGUUCAACCCAGUGCUUCAGAGUCUGCGUUUUCUCAGUGAGGAGCGUCAUUCCGUCGGAGCAGGGCAGCACUGCGGUCCCAGUGGUUCGGAGCCAUAGAGCGCAUCUGUGAAGACAAAGAAGUUUUUCAUUACGUUGCAGUUCGCGUGGUAUUGUAUUUUUUAGCUGUGUGAUCCACCAAAGCGUUCUACUUCUCCCACUACAGCUGUUCCAUCUGGUGUCAAGCAUGUAAGGAGGCAGCUUCUUUUUCGUCGAGCCGUCGACUGAUGCGGACUGUGUGUAGCCUAGCUUUCACUAAAAGCAGAUUAUUUCUUGCUCCGUCGUUGUCGUUGAAUCACUGCUUAUACUGACGGCAUGCGUGUCCAAGAACAUUCAUGACGAUAGAAUGGAUGACCUUCCGUAGUUGACAUCAUAUCUUCACAAAAGUGCUAUCUUCUGGAAAUGGCACCUUUCCAGUCGGUGGGCCAAAGUCUAAGCAUCGAUCAAACACGUUCAGCAGAACAGCAUUUAUUUUACCUGGCUGUCACUUACCUUGUGGUCUCCUAUGAUGUUGCGGUCCGAGCCACAUCUCGGAGAGAAUGAGGUGGUAUUCUGUCCAACCGUUAACAUCGUAGAUUGCUUUAGUCAUCGGUACGUCUUAGCGGUCCCACCUCCGGACGAGAACGCAGUCCAGCAGCUUCUACCGGCACAAGUUGGGAUGUAUUCACGCUGCCUUCUCCCGCGUUGAAAGGCAGAUUAUCGUGUAGGUCAGGGGGAUGUCGUUAACGGUGGAGAUUCGCAGAAGGAAGAGGGCGUUAUUGCUGUAUCAGCCAAGAGCAUGGGGAUCUAGCAAUCCAUUCCAGACAGCAUGGUCUUUCCAGACGCGGGCAUUGAAGUAAUCAAGGACAAUUAGCUUGUCCACCUUUAACCCAGUCGCUAAGAGUUUGCGUAGCUUCUCACAGAACUCAUUCUUCACCUCGUCAAACCUGGUCAUAGUGAUGGCGUAAGCACUGAUGAGCAUGGCAAAUUUGGUUCUUCAAACGGGCAAGCACAGAGUCAGGGGUCAGUCAACUAUGCCCUGCGGCAGACAGGACAGUCAUCCCACGAUGCCGUUGUGGGUGGCAAAGGCAACACCAGCAUCACGUCGCUCUGCCCUGAGGCGACCAAUCUAGGAGAAGGUGCCGUUUGCACGCAUCUCCUGCAUCCGACCCUGUUAAGAGAAUCGGUAUCGUUGAGAGCAGCAAUGUCCACCUUGCAGCGAGCAAGUUCUCUAGUGGCCAGCGCCGUCCUUCCUACCGGUCAGUUGAUGGGCGGACUGUCUAAGAGGGAACGGACUUCCCCGUCUGUCACUGAUAAGAAUCUCCAUGCCGGCCUGCGGAGUUGGACGUGAAAACGAGGAUAGAGAUGAAUUAGGCGGUAUGUUAUUACCGACAAAGACAAGGGAGACGGGAAUGGCCACUUCUGGCUUAUUAGCCGACGUCAGCCAGUCACACCCCACCCCGAAUUGUGGUACACCCAAGGCUCGAACUCAUGACCUGUUCGUUAGAAUUCCACGCCUCUAAGCACUGGGCCACGAGCCCGUUGCCCUGUCGGUUGGGGCGCUCACCGAUCGUUCCUACGGAACUCACUCAUUCCGUUGUGCUUUACGGUCUCUCUCGACCCCAACCAGCAGCCGCACAGCGGCGCAUGAUCUAGGCAGUAUGUUAUUACCGACGAAGACAAGGGAGACUGGAAUGGCCAUUUCAAGUUUAUUAGCCGUCGUCAGCUAGUCAUACCCCACCCCGAAGUAUGGAACACCCGAGGCCCGAACUCGCGACCAUUCCAGUCUCCAUUGUCCUUUUCGGUAGUAACAUUCUGCCUAUAUAAUGCGCCGCUGUGCGGCUGCUGGUUGGGCUCGAGAAAGAGCCCGUAAGGCACAACGGAAUGUGUGAGUUCCGUAGGAACGAUCGGUGAGCGCUCCCUACCAUUAUAUGGAUGAUUGUUUCUACAGCGUAUUUUGCGUUCAGAAGCUACGCUCAGCUGAAGGAAGACUUGAGUUCGUAGUAUUUGUCUAGGGCUUUUCUUCUAGCCCCUUCAUCUGCGGGGGAGUAAUCAGUGUUCUCCCCUAAAUAGGGCCGAUCAGACGUCCCAGAGGGCCAAUGAAUUUCACAAUGGGAUCACACCCUUGCAAUGGUUGAGGAAGACGCGAGUCAAUCUGAGCCGCCUGCAAGACUGCAUGUCGCCCCCCGCCGUAGGUCUUUUUUUAAGGUGGAAUGGAGGGAAGGAAAGGAACGGGAAGUAAAGCUGAGUUAGGCGGUGUGUGGAAACACACAAAACCGGCUACCCGCCGGUCAAUACGGUUGGGCAGGGUUGGCCGCUAGACGGCGUACAGCUUCAGGCAGCCACAGAUGAGAGAUGGCUGGCAGUUAAUUGCCAUGAAAAGAAACCACCAUCUACCUGCACGAGGCACAUGGAGUCACCUGUCACCCCUGCAUCGUGUACCAUCUAACUCGAUGCCCCUAAACAGAACGAAAGUCGAAAGGAACGUAUGAGUAAGUUACUUGGAAUUUUGUGUAUAAAAGUGAUUUCUCCGUCAUACAAAUGUUAAGGACAAUAGGGAGUAACAGUGAGAGUGAUAGACUUGGGACAGUGCCUACCGGCACUGCAAAAUUCUAUCAACUGGUCGUAGAUUGAAGUUGCAAAUAAAGUAAAAACUAGUCACAGAGUCCGCCGCACGUAAACGUUUCGACCACCUCUCAGAGUACUUGCCAGGAGUCUGUGCAGUGAAUUAUCUUGAAGAGACAAAAACUUCAUAACUUUUACUGCGUAACCGCGUGCACAUGCAACGGGAGAUGAAAGAAAUCGAUGUGAACAGGAAAGCUCUCUGUGGUUAAAAAUUCACUAAUGAAUGAUCAACGCUAUUUUAAAUAAGGUUUCUCGUAAAUAAUGCUUUUCAUCAGCCACCGGAUAAAGAAUUUCAAUGAGCAAGGUAGGCCCAUCUUUUCUGCGAACUCAGAAAUGCCCAUUGUUAAUCCGGUUGUCACCAUGCAAAUGCAAAUCAAUGAACAUCCUAUAAUUCUAUCUCAGAUUUGUCUACGUCAUUUGUAACCAUUUAAAACUUCGAAAAAUCUACGCUUUAUGCAGUCUGAGACUGUUUGUCGGCGAAAAGUCAUAACAGCUUAGUUUUGCAUACAAACUUUUCGCAUUUAGUCCAUUCACAAGCAUCAGUCAAAAACACGUUUUGGUCGCAAAAUGUCCAAGUCAUUAGUUAGUUAUUUGGCAUGUUUUAGUUUUACGUUUUCAAAGUAAAAAGUCGACUUCAGAAGACCAUUCAAAGAGGAAAGUCUCAAUGGCCCUCAAGUUGAUAUUCUUCCUAAUACGAUCAUCAAACACAUGAUUCCCACGGUUCAUGGAAUCCGAUAAGCACCGUAACUCGAAAUCAUCUGUCAUGCAUUCGUCAUCCCACAUUAAAUUAUGACUGUAAAAAUACAGCAAGCAAAACGGCAAUUAUUAUCAUUUCUUCUUUCUUCCCUACGGCUGGGAAGCAUGUGCAUGAGCGUAUAAUGUUUUAACUCUGAGUAUUCCCCUGUUUCUGUUAAACAAACUUAAGGAGAUUAAUGCACAGGACCAACAAGAACAGCAGAAGAAUUAUCUAUCUGUGGAUCCACCUGAAUCAGCGCGACAAAAUUCCCGUUUCUCAAUUUCCUCACUGACUCACUUUCUGUCAGGCAAACGGUCGAAUUCGGAAAACCCUGCGGAGCCUUCAAAUGUUCUGAUUCGAGAAAAUACCGCUGACAGCAGCACGCUCCAUCAAGCCUCCGAUCUUUUCGUAAGUUUGUCUUUGAACCGCGCCCUAUUAACACUCCUCCCACCGCUAUCCUCGACAUGAAUAUAGGGAUACAUUUGUAGCCUGUUCGUUAACAGCAGACGUUUGAAUCAUGAUGGCGAUGACGAAGCAAAAAACUCCUUAAGAGACCGUUUGAUAUCCAAGACCAUCACUAGCAAAAAGCCAAGAAUGUGGUGGACUUAUUCGGCAUUUUUUGACCUGUCUACAAACGGACAAGUUUACCCACCCGAAAUUGUCACAAUUAUCACUAGAAGAAAUAAUACUUAGUCGAUUCCUGCAUGGUCCGGGUAACUGCCUAAGUCCUACCAUAAGAAAAUACUGCUGCAGUAGUGUGUACACUUCCAGUUAUUUCUGAUGUGCCUUUAAGUAAGAACGCAGCUGCGAGGGAGACUGCAAGAAAGAAAUCUCAUAUGACAGUUUUGCAGAAAUUCGCAAUUUUCUGAAGCCACAUAAAUGGAUUGGCGAUAUACUUCGAGUUCAGAAUUAAUUAUUAUUUCCUGUAUGUUUUAACACGUGGCCCCUCUUUUCACUAGCUUUAAGGUCCACAAAAUACCCGCUAUGUUAAACUACUAUGCUGAAGUUCGUAAACAAGUCGGUUAGUAAUAUUAUUUAAAGAUUCCUCCCGGUACAAAACCUUCCCACAUUGUGGACUUGAUAAAUACACUUAAUUGAAAUGUCAGAGAAUCGCUGUCAUACGACGAAUUUGUAUUUAUGCAUGCAAGCAUAGCCUGAUAGGCCACGAGAAAGAGAUGACUGGUCAACAGAUAUAAACCCCAGUGCAAACUUCGAGGGCGGCCUUGAUACACCAGAGGACAACUGGCCAUAGGAAAAAGCCGUGCUGCUAAAUUGGCACGUGGCAUGCGUUUGCCUUAACGGGCGGUGGCUGUGCGAGAACUUAACUCAAGUAGGUGGGCUAACUCACGAAAUGCCAACCGAAAUUUUGAAAUGCGUUAUCGUUUCGAAAAGAUUAAUUAAGGUGGGUUGUAAAACUAGUCAGCCUGCAAAAUAAUUCUAUAACGAGUCAGUUACCUGAGGAGGUCGGCCUUCGACUGAACCUAUUUCCGACUGCAUGCAAGGGCCAUGCUCUGCAAAAAAUGACUACGGAAGUAGCAUGCAUUUUUCUCAUUGAUUUUCGACACCCUUGAUAAUUUAAUUAUAUUUCAUCGAAAACAUACAUAAAAAUAUUCAUUCUUUUACGCAUUCGGUAGCAAAUCACGUCUUCUUCCAAAUUUAUACUCGGAAAAGGGACAUAAUUAGUUUACAAAAAGUUUGCUAUUGUGGGAUUUUUAAUACUGUGAAGUGGCCGUUUAUAAAAAGUCAUGUCUCUGCAUUUACCAAUGUGACAUGUAAAUUUGACAAUGCUGUUCAAAUUCACUGCUAACUUUUAUGAACCCUGUACAGUCACCCUUUAUUACCGUAGAGAAAUGUGUGGUUUUUUCUACGCGUAAAAUAUACGACUUGUAGGUUGGAAACACUGAAUCCACGUAUAACGGUAGAGCGGGUUCAAAAUUAUUUGGAAAUUAGAAACGUUUUUGAAAACCGAACUAUACCCAUUCUCCAAGUAUAAGAUUGAAAGAAGCCGUAAUUGUCUACCGAAAGAGCAAUGAAUAUUUUCAUGCAUAUUUUCCAUGAAAUAUAAUUGGACUUUUAGGGACAUCGAAAAUUAACGAGAAAAAUUCAUGCUACAUAAGUGGUCAUUUUGUAAAGAGUGUAAUUUUUGCAGGCAGCCGGAAGGAAGUUCAGUCAAAAGCCGGCAUCCUGGGGUAACUGAAGUGUUAUAGAAUUAUGUUGUUGGAUGAGUAGUUUUACAACCCUUAUGGUCCCCUCCUAAUACCGUAGAGAAACGCGUGGUUUUCCUCGCACGGAAAACAUACGGCUUGUAGAUUUGAAUCCAUGAAUGCAAGUGUAACAGCAGGUCUGGUUCGCAAUUGUUCGGGAAUUAGAAACGUUUUUUGAAGUCGAAUUACAUCCUUCUUUCGAUUAUACAAUCGGAAGUAGGCGUGACUUUCUGUCGAACAAGUAAAAGAAUGAAUGACAGGGGGCGCUCACCGAUCCUUCUUACGGAACUCACUCGUUCCGUUGUGCCUUACGGGCUCUUUCUCGAGCCCAACCAGCAACCGCACAGCGGCGCAUGAUAUAGGCAGAAUGUUAUUACCGACAAAGACAAGGGAGACUGGAAUGGCUAUUUCUGGCUUAUUAGCCGUCGUCAGGCAGUCAUACCCAACCUCGAAAUGUGAAACACCCGAGGUUCGAACUUGCGUGGAUUUAUAACUGACAGGUCGCGAGUUCGAGUCUCAUAUGUUCGACGAUUCGCGGUUGGGAAUGACUGGCUGACGACGGCCAAUAAGCCAGAAAUGUCUAUUCCAGUCUCCCUUGUCUUUGUCGAUAAUACUUUUCUGUUUAAAAGAAUGAAUAUUAUGAUGGUAGGUGGCGCUCACCGAUAGUUUCUACGGAACGCACUCAUUCCGUUGUGCUUUAAGGGCUCCCUAUCGAGCCCAACCAGCAGCCCCACAGCGGCGCAUGAUAUAUAGGCAGCAUGGCAUUACCGACAAAGACAAGGGAGACUGGAAUGGCCAUUUCUGGCUUAUUAGCCGUUGUCAACCAGUCAUAGCCAUCCCCGAAGUGUGGAACAUCCGAAGCUCGAACUCGCGACCUGUCAGUUAGAAAUCCACGCAAGUUCGAUCCUCGGAUGUUCCACAUUUCGAGGUUGGGUAUGACUGACUGACGACGGCUAAUAAGCCAGAAAUGGCCAUUCCAGUUUACCUUGUCUUUGUCCGUAAUGCCAUUCUGCCUAGAAUGAAUAUUUUUAGGCAUGUUUUCUAUGAAAUACAAUCGAAUUUUCCAGGGCAUCGAAAAUCAAUGAGAAAAUUACAUACAGCUUAAGUAGUAUUUUGCGGAGUAUAGUUCCUGUAUGCUGUCUGAAAUAACUUCAGUUAAAGGCCGGCAUUCAGAGGAAACUGAAACAUUAUAGAAUUAUAUUGUAGGCUGACUAGUUUUACAACCCUACUUAAUUAAUCUUUUCGAAACGAGAACGCAUUUCGAAAUUUCAGUUGGCAUUUCAUAAGUUAGCCCACCUACUGUACAACCGUAUCUAGCGUACAGUGUGCCUUAUACAAGGCAGACGCCACGUCAAUCGCUGUGCCCGAAAACGUCAGCGACUGACAGGCCACCGGUGAACGAAAUAAACAGGAGACAAUGGGACUCAUCUAAAUGGAAAAUUAUUUCAAACCGUACUAUUAUACAUCUGACGCCUCUGAACAUACCACAACGCAGCAAAAUGCAGGACCUGGAAGACAGAUAACCUACCACACUACCCUUUUCUCCCUUGGGACGAAGUUCGAACUGUACUUACACCCUCCUAAUAUGGACUUCUGUAGCAGCUCUUUCUUCUGCGAGAUCAGAGCCUUUGAAUUCUAUGGAAAGCGACUAUGCGUCACAUCAGCCACAGUGUUCAGCAUCAUUCCCGGUUAGUUUGGAUUAAACAGGACAGUGUGACAGGACAGAAGGUUUGGUUGAUGUAGAUUAGACGGCAAGAAUAAUUUUCAUAUUCUGUAUAAAAAACCGCCUUGAAUUACCACAGCGUGUUAACGGUCGAGACUUGGAAGGCUGCGAACCAAACAUGUAAAUCGGUCCCACUCACAGUGGCUGAUUACACCACAACUAAUUCUUUUUAAUGUGACCUUUCGGACGUUCAUACAGUAGGUGGGCUAACUCACGAAAUGCCAACCGAAAUUCCGAAAAGCGUUUUCAUUUCGAAAUGAUUAAUUAAGAAGGGUUGUAAAACUAGUCAGCCUGCAAAAUAAUUCUAUAACGAGUCAGUUACCUGAGGAGGUCGGCCUUCGACUGAACCUAUUUCCGACUGCAUGCAAGGGCCAUGCUCUGCAAAAAAUGACUACGGAAGUAGCAUGCAUUUUUCUCAUUGAUUUUCGACGCCCUUGAUAAUUUAAUGAAUGACAGGGGGCGCUCACCGAUCCUUCUUACGGAACUCACUCGUUCCGUUGUGCCUUACGGGCUCUUUCUCGAGCCCAACCAGCAACCGCACAGCGGCGCAUGAUAUAGGCAGAAUGUUAUUACCGACAAAGACAAGGGAGACUGGAAUGGCUAUUUCUGGAUUAUUAGCCGUCGUCAGCCAGUCAUACCCAACCUCGAAAUGUGAAACACUCGAGGUUCGAUCUUGCGUGGAUUUAUAACUGACAGGUCGCGAGUUCGAGUCUCAUAUGUUCGACGAUUCGCGGUUGGGUAUGACUGGCUGACGACGGCCAAUAAGCCAGAAAUGUCUAUUCCAGUCUCUCUUGGCCUUGUCGAUAAUACUAUUCUGUUUAGAAGAAUGAAUAUUAUGAUGGUAGGGGGCGCUCACCGAUAGUUCCUACGGAACACACUCAUUCCAUUGUGCCUUAAGGGCUCCCUAUCGAACCCAACCAGCAGCCCCACAGCGGCGCAUGAUAUAUAGGCAGCAUGGCAUUACCGACAAAGACAAGGGAGACUGGAAUGGCAAUUUCUGGCUUAUUUGCCGUUGUCAGCCAGUCAUACUCAAACUCGAAUUUUCGAACAUCCGAAGCUCGAACUCGCGACCUGUCAGUUAGAAAUCCACGCCAUUUCGAUUCUCGGAUGUUCCACAUUUCGAGGUUCGGUAUGACUGGCCGACGACGGCUAAUAAGCCAGACAUGGCCAUUCCAGUUUCCCUUUUCUUUGUCGGUAAUGCCAUUCUGCCUAAAAUGAAUAUCUUUAUGUAUGUAUUCUAUGAAAUACAGUCGAAUUUUCAAGGGCAUCGAAAAUCAAUGAGAAAAUUACAUACAGCUUAAGUAGUAUUUUGCGGAGUAUAGUUCCUGUAUGCAGUCUGAAAUAACUUUAGUCAAAGGCCGGCAUCCAGAGGAAACUGAAACAUUAUAGAAUUAUACUGCAGGCUGACUAGUUUUACAACCCUACUUAAUUAAUCUUUUCGAAACGAGAACGCAUUUCGAAAUUUCAGUUUGCAUUUCAUAAGUUAGCCCACCUACUAUACAACCGUAUCUAGCGUACAGCGUGCCUUAUACAAGGCAGACGCCACGUCAGUCGCUGUGCCCGAAAAAGUCAGCGACUGACAGACCACCGGUGAACGAAAUAAACAGGAGACAAUGGAACUCAUCUUAAUGGAAAAUUAGUUCAAACCGUACUAUUAUACAUCUGAAGCCUCUGAACAUAUCACAACGCAGCAAAAUGCAGGACCUGGAAGACAGAUAACCUACCACACUACCCUUUUCUACCUUGGGACGAAGUUCGAACUGUACUUACACCCUCCUAAUAUGGACUUCUGUAGCAGCUCUUUCUUCUGCGAGAUCAGAGCCUGUGAGUUCUAUGGAAAGCGACCAUGCGUCCCAUCAGCCACACUGUUCAGCAUCAUUCCCGGUUAGUUUGGAUUAAACAGGACAGUGUGACAGGACAGAAGGUGAGGUUGAUGUAGAUUAGACGGCAAGCAUAAUUUUCAUAUUCUGUAUAAAAAACCACCUUGAAUUACCACAGCGUGUUAACGGUCGAGACUUGGAAGGCUGCGAAUCCAACAUGUAAAUCGGUCCCACUCACAAUGGCUGAUUACACCACAAAUAAUUCUUUUUCAUGUGACCUUUCGGACGUUCAUACAGUAGGUGGGCUAACUCAUGAAAUGCCAACCAAAAUUCCGAAAAGCGUUUUCAUUUCGAAAUGAUUAAUUAAGAAGGGUUGUAAAACUAAUCAUCGCGCAGGAUACUUUCAUAAUAAUUCAGUUACCUCAGGAUGCCUGCUUUCGAGCGAACUUCUUGUCGGCCGCAUGCAAAAACCACACUUCUUAAAAAAAUGACUACUUAAGUAACAUGCAUUUUUCUCAUUGGUUUACGAUGUACUUAACAAUUUAAGUAUAUUUUACGGAGAAGAUGCAUAAAAAUAUUCAAUCGUUUGCUCAUUCAGUAGAAAAUUACGUCUUCGUCCGAUUUUAUACAUAAAAGAAGGGUAUAAUUCGGUUUUUAAUAAGUCUCUAUUUGUGAGAUUUUCUAAUACCGUGAGAUGGUCGUUCAUAAAACGUCAUGUCUCUGCAUUUACCAUUGUGGCUUGUAGAAUUAACAAUAUGGCUCAAAUCCACUGCUAAAUUUUACGAACCCCAUUUGAUCUACUCUUAAUACUGUGGAGAACUGUAUGGUCUUCCGUACGCGGAAAAUAUACGGCCUGCAGUUUGGAAACCCUGAAUGCAUCGUAACGGCAGGUCGGGUUCAAAAUUAUUCGGGAAUCGGAAAAGUUUUUGGAACCGAAUUAUUCCCUUCUUUUGAGUAUAAAAAUGGGAAGAAAACGUAAUUUUCUAUGGAAUAAGCAAAAGAAUGAAUAUUUUUAUGCAUUUUCUCCAUAAAAUAUAACUGAGUUUUUAAGGACAUCUAAGAUCAAUGAGAAAAUUGCAUGCUAAUUAAGUAGUCAUUUUUUACAGAGUGUAGUUUGUGCAUGCAGACGAAAAGAAGUUCGAUCAGAAGCCGGCAACCUGAGGUUAAUGAAUUAUUAUGGAGGUAUGCUGCGCAAUGAUCAGUUUUACAGCAAUUCUUAAUUAAUCAUUUCGAAAUGAUAAAGCAUUUCAGAAUUUCGGUUGACAUUUCAUGAGUUAACCGGCCUACCGUACUUAUGCGAGACCUGACACCUCGCCCCCCUCGUAAGCUUUACUGUAAAAAUUUCCCGUUUGCCAGAUUUCUCACCUCGCUUUUAUGGGACGAAACUACUUUUUAUGGUACAGAAGGCUAGCAUAACGUCCUUCCAUGGAAGACCGGAGUUCGGACUGUAACGCUAAACAGGAUUUCUGUCGUUAACUAAAUAAUAAAUUUACUGAAAAGUCCUAUUUUUAGCUAUGUUGGGAUCUGGAAAACGCUUCUGCAAGGGUUUCAAUACUGCUAAUCGUUAGGUUUGAACUGGAAACCAUUCUGACUUCAUGUCAUGUCUCCUGUUCACUGGAUGGCUAGUCGGUCGUUUUCCCAUUUUCUACCAAAAAAUAUCAUUCUUUUGUGAUUUAGCUGCCUUUAAAAUUCCGUAUUAAGUCCUUGUUUUGAAUGGAAUAGGCAUUUCACGCAAAUAAUCAUCAACAUGUUUCGUUGCCAUAAUAAAGUGCCUGCAAACACAAAAUGCAUCUUUCUCAAUGACAUACGGAAACUUUCGGGUAAGCGCAGAGGCUGACGCGACUCAAAGCCGUCGCAUAUCGCGAGUCACACACAGGUUCUGAUCUCAAAGAAGUGUGAAUUGCCACAGACGUCCGCACUUCGUUCCAAAGGGAAACGGAGGUGUCCAGUUUGUUCGUGGUCUUACAAACCACGACUCUUGUUGAGUAGCGAAAGACUCAACGGUGUCGGAUUUAUUGCAGUGAGGACUGGACAGACUUGCCAUCAGGAUAGGCUCUACGGUGCGGGCCUCACUCUCCUUUUCUUCUUCUAUUCACCAGCGGCCAGUCCAAGCAUUGCAGUUGGCAGGUGGUGAGAUAGGGCGCGCUGACUAACAUGGCGUCUGCCCACGCUAGGGCGUGCGGCACUCUAGAUGCGGUUGUAGUUAAUGCCAUGCGCUAGUGUAGCUCCCCGUUGGGUUCGACGCGCUUACGGCGUAGCCACUUCUGCGGACAUUAAAACCGGGAGUACCUCCCCAACAUUUCUGACAAAUACACACAAUCCGCGUACACAAACCCAGAAGGUGUUUUUAUAGUAACAUUUCCAACGCGAAUUUUUGUCUGUGCGCGAUUAGUAAGCGCAUCACCUACUCUCCUGGUUCUGUCGUAGGCUGGGGAAAUAAUGGCGCAAGUCAAAUUAAUUCCGAAGCCUUUAGGCAAUUACUAUUCAGAAGGUUUGGCGCAGUACUUGCCGUACAUUUCCAAAUGUCCGUUUAAACUUCGCUUUUAAAUUAAGGCUCAUCUGAUCUCUUCCUGCUUUUAGGACUGGUUCCGUGCUAAUACCUUUCUGCUUAUCAUCAUUGGCAUCAACAUCUUUCUACUGCGCGUGUUUUUCAACCAAAUGGAACACACCGACGAGGAUAGCUAA